UGAUAGUAACUUGGGUACAAGAGUUGAUGUAACACUUUUACGGUGCUCGGUAAUGAAGAGCGACAGGUUUCAAGGAGCAAUGUGAUUCCGGUUAUAUAAGCUUAUACAGUGAUCGGCACGAGGAUUUGGCUGGUGAAAGCAGUACGGGUAUUUGAGGCUUCAUAUAUUAUUGUGCGCAUGCAAGUUAGGACAAAGAUUUCAUAAAAGACUUCAUAUGAUCGAGUGACUCAAGUGAUGAGGUUUUCAGACUGGCAGCCCUGAGAUAACAGCGCUGAUAGCGGUAAGUGUAAACAGUUUACCUUGUCGUACAGAAAAAGAUAGAAAAGCAUUAGUCUCUCUACUCAACUUUUUACUAUCGAUUAAAAAACUAUAGAACUCGAAAGGACUUGAUUUCGAAAGAGAAACAAGAGAGAGAUGAUCAAUAAUCAUAUCCAAUUCAUAUUUCUAAAUUUGUUUUGAGUGCCCAUCAGUGAAAGGUUAUUGCAUUCCUCUGUUUAAUUAGUCAGAAGUCUAGCCAGUAAUUCCUGCUAUCUGCUCUUGUGAUUGCCAAAAACGUUUUAGUUCAAAGAUGUAGUUAGAAAGAACUUGAGCGUUUAAUUGCAUAAAGGACAAUCACAUUGAGCACAACUUUCAGCUAUGAAACAGCACCACAGUACAUUGACUUCAUCUGUCAUCCCAUUUGAUCAUAUUAUACAUAACUCAGUAAUAAAUGGACGGUUCAUCAGACGUUAAUUGUUUUAUCUAACCGAUCUGUCUAUUUCAUGAUGUUUAUUAUUUUUAUUAUUAUUACUUAUACCAGAGAUAAGAAUUGUCAGCUUACUUCUCGGCGUUGGAAGGUGCUUCUAAACAAUUUAGCUUUUUUGUGGUGGGGGGGGGGGUGCGUCUUUCCUUCUGAAAACCUUAGCCUAUUUCAUGCCGAAAUACGUGAAUUUUCCCACCCAAUUUCACAAUUUUCGGUCUGAAAUGCUGCUAUCAAGAGUCGACAAGAGCCAAUUCCGACCUUCAGUUUCAAACCCUGCUUAAAGAGAGCACGGAAUCUCACUCUAUUUCAAGCGCAAACGGUUGCAGUCUAUACCCAUUUUCACACCAAAACGUUUUCUUUUAAAAAAAAAAAAAACUACAAAAAUAAAAAAAAACUCUUUGGCGCCCCAAAAAAGGAUCACCCCCCCCUUCGGGGCCCCCAAAGCUUUUAAAAUACAGUAAACUGAACCGAAGGACAAGAUGUCAUUCGCGCCAGUUCUUGUGGUAAUAUGAUUAGUUUUUCUGCCUCCUGGGGUUUAUGUGUUCAGCAACUGUUAACUUGUGAUCUGGCGUAAAACGCAUGGAAUGUUCCAAUAUUUUCAGCAUCUAUUAAAAUUUGAAGAAGGAAGCGUUUGUUGAUUUAAUUCUGUUUUGCCAAGUAAAGUAGUCGGCAAAAAGUGUUUCCUAUGCAAAUGAACUUUAUUGUUUAACGAGACUUUCAAAUGGCUUAACAGUUUUUCUGACCAUAUAGAAAACCUUUUUAAAAGGUGUAAAUUCCUUUAUAUAUAUUGAUAAAACACUAUUCGAUACCAAUAAUGUAAAUAAAACAGUUCUUUCUCAAAGAAAAAAACCUUUCAAAUUGAGUAAAAUCUUGAAGUGAGUUGAAACCGGAACUUCGACUUCGACUAGUGUCAAAACCUAAAUCCUCCUCUGUACCCAUUGUGCAAAGAACUAUUGAGAAAGGGGUAAAGUGUACAUUUGCUGACAAUUCUUGAGUCAAUAACGGGGUAUAUGGCGUGCUUUUAUCCGUGAUAUUUUUCAGAUGGGCCUUCCUUUGUAUGUCUAUAUUGUUAACAAACUAAAAUUAGCUUUAUUUCUUUGAUUUCCUGGUUGCCAUAACUAAGGGAGGAUCCUCUCUUACAAAAACCUAUACGAAAAUUGUCCAGUAUUUUAUUGCUUUAUGUUCAUCGCUCUAUAAGGAUGGUACAAUUUUUCAGUCAGUGAUUUUACAAAUCGUUGUAUGGUAUUAAUGGUUUAGGUUUGUGAAAACUCGAUAGUUAAAUGCCGAGCUCAGAUAAAAAAUAUUGGUCAUAUAUUUCAGAUAAAGUUUAAAACCUUUUGUCAAAUACUCCCUUUGUUACGUGUUGAAUUUAAAGUCGCGCGGACGUGACAUACUUAUAAACUUUUAGUUCGACUGAUAAAGAUUCUUUGUGUCUACAGUGGAGGGUUAAUCUUUCUAUUCGCCGAAUGUUUGUCUUGCACUACAACAAAGGCCGAGAUUAAUUUGCAACCAAAAGACCGACUGUAGAGCAAAAAAGAAAACUAGCUACAUUUGUCAUGCAAAUGUAUUUAAAAUUAAUUACUCACAAGUUUCUUUUCUUCGUAGCGGCUUCUUAAAAUGAUUUUAAUUACUCUGAUUAGCAGUUGAUUCAAACGUUGUAGAUUUUUGCGUGGAGCAGGAAACCACUGGUUCUUGAAUACCUUGCCUCUAGUUUUCAAUAUUUUUUGUUUCCACUUCUUACACCUCGAAGCAAUAUGUUUCGAUCCGCAGGCUUGCUCCCCUUCAAGCGGAUAACCAGUUUUUUCAAUAAAGCUCGCCACCGGUUAAUAGCAAGAAAAGUUCAAGACAAUCAUUGUGAUUGAUGUCCUACAGCGAGAGCUAAGAAUUAUACAUCUCUCGGACACCGCCGUAUUGAAUAUUCAUGACUAGGAUCAGGUCAUCUAUGAACUUUGCGGCGUAAGAAAUUUUUUUUAACACGGUUCACCAAUCUUAACCGCAGGUAUACAAACGUCUUGAAUUCCUCGAUAUUGAAUCUUUACAAGAAUUCCGGCCAUUACACGGAGACCGUUCGAGGACGUCAUUUCACCGUUCAGCUUGUUGCGAAGUUGUAAAAAGUUUACCCUAUCUGUCGACAAUGCCUCGUCAAUGAAAUCAAACAGUUUUAUAGAGGAAGCUAAAGAGUCUUGUUAAAACUCCAGAGCCGCGUUUUUGCGAGUAAGAAUUCCGUAAGGCCUGGUAAACUUUAAGGACACAACCAGGGUAAGUCUUGGUGAAUUAUUUUCUUUUCUCUUUUCAUUACUUUCUUCCUCUUCGCAUCGCUUGUUCAAUACAUGUGCAUUUGCUAUUUCGGUUCUUGUGUAAUUCUGUUUCAACCCGUACAUAAGUCAGAUAAAUGUUGGUUAUGGUUAUGCUGAUCAAAGGUUAUACAAGCAGGCUGAAUUAUUAACGAGCUUCACUUAUUGCGGAACAUUCUGGACCGAAAACUGCUUAUAUUGCAACAAAGAAGGGCAAUAUAAAUCCCAGGGCUAUCAUUACCUAAUAUUUGGAGCAACACGCAUCGUUAUCAGCAAAUCUGAAAUUCUGAUACCAGUUUAGGUGUUUAUUGAGAAACUCGCGAUGAAAUAAGCUGAUUCAACACAUUCCGUUUGGCAGGAACACGUUGAAUUUAUCGGGCCGGUUCUGGAUGAAUUAUUGAUUAUGAUUUAUUUUUCAAGUUUUAGAUGACAAGAAAAAUAAACAUCAUAAGUAUAGGUUCUUUAACAUGAUAUGUGCCUUAAUAUUAGUGUAGUAUCACUUUCUUAUCAGUUGAAACAGAAGUGACUACUAACUUAGCUUUCAAUCAACAAAUUUGUUUCUCGUUUCCUUUCAUCCAUCAUUCUUGGGAUAUUCGUAUUUCUAACGAAGUCUUGACAGUUGCGUCAUCUUAAUUUUCCAACGGUAAAUCUUAUCCAAAGCCAGCCGAAACAACUUCGGUUCACUUUUUAAAGACCUAGUACUGGUCAGCAUGAAAUUCUACGAUUCAAAUGAAAAUUCCUCAUUAACUUUUUGCUACUCAGUUGCUAUUUAUGUUGUGCAAUGAGAAAUUUAUGGGAAUUCCUUGCUUUUUUUGUUGUUGUUCUCGCCUUAUCUUGUGUGCCGCAACAUCGAACUAUGAUGUUGUUUCAGUAAAAUUUCUAGUAAGUUUUCAUGAUCAUUGCGAAACAGAAUGCAGUGCAGAAAUCCCUGUGUCGUUUUUAUGUUUUCUCUCGAUAUCCUCUCUCCUGCCAUUUGAGCGCGCUUUACUAGCGCUGUCGUUAUUUUGAGUUCGUCUUUACUGAGUUAUAAGUUUUUUUUGUGUAAAAUAAUAAUCUAAAUGAAUUGAACCUUUCAAAGCGGAUCGGAUACAAUGCACGUGGUGAUGAACUUCCAGCUCCGGGGCUUGCAAGGGGCACGGAGUUCUAGGGUGGACUAAGUUCAAAAUGGGGCGGCUAUAUCCGGGGAUGCUGGGGGCAGUCAGGUAACCAACGGAAUUUUAACAGCACGAUAAAGUAACCAACGUUAUUCAGUAAAGUUGCAUUAUAGUUUUCUUACUCUUAGUAGAAAAGUUUGUCUGUUUCCGCUCAAGAAAUUAUAUCUGGAAAUUUUGUUAAUUACUAGAAAGCUACGUUUUUACCUAACAAUUAAGCUCCUUGAAUUUUGUCGUCUAAGCUAUAGAGGUGAAAUUUAUAUUCUUGACUUUCAAUUAUUGAAGUAAUUCGCAUUUUCUCGUCGUCAAGUAUCAGUAGCUCGCUUACCUUGGCAUUUUUUCAUAUGUUUAAGUGCUUUAUUGGACAGAAUCUCUUGAUGUCUGUGUCAGUCUAUAAGUAGGUCAGUACCCAAUUAGCAGACGCUAUAUAAAAGCCAAAAACGAGCGGACCCUCAGGCGUUUAACAUUCAUCAUUUAAUGGAUGUUGUCAGCUUCUUUGUAGGGAAGUAUAAAGGUAAUUGUUCAAAGUGGAUUGUAAGGGAAAGUUGAACUGUGAGUGGGUUCUGAGUUCCCUCUGUUAAUCAGGCUAACUGGUGUGAAAAUAUGGCUUGGAAUGUCGGCUUUUCUUUUCAAAUUGAAGUAGACGCUGUCUAAUGGCCGGAUUACCAGUUAGUCUUAAUUGAGGCAUCAAUGCAAAAAUUUCGACAACGCAACGUAAACCAACAUAAAGUAGGUAUUUUUAUUAAUUUUAUUGCUCGUGUGACCGUCAAGUCAUUUCGUCUAAAAAAUCAGAGUUCAUUAUUUACGAGAUAAUACUGAAGUGAUUACUUUGACUGAUAACAUCUCUUAACUUUUGUUACAUACAGUAAUAAGUCAGCUGUUUAAUUUUUCAUUUCUGUCCAAUAUAUUGUCACAUUCGACAAACUCAAUCCUACCCGUGCGAUGUGAUUAGCUAUAUAUACAGGGUGUCCUCUACUUUAUAAGUCCGUAUUUCAGUAUGAUUGGACUUGGUAAGCAUAUCAUUUAAACAAAAGUUGUGUCUUUCAAUCUAAUUCACUAAUUUCAUACUUGUUGUGCCAACUUUUGACUCGAAUAUUCGAUUUGUGUACUUCCGCGCCAAAGGUGCGCGUGCGCGAGUAUUUUCCAGCCAAAUAUUUUGUGUAUUUUAUAGUCCGAAUUGCUCAAAUUCCUUCCUUGUAUUUUGUUAAUAUCAUGAAAGAUGAACCCCCUUUUCACAAAAACGUUCCGCUACGUGAGAGCAUAAGCAUGUAUACUUCGAUUUGCUGGCUUAUCUGUUGUAAUAACUGCUAAAAAAACUGGGAAAAUCCGAAUGUUGGGUGGUAAAAUGAUCAUGGAGUAAUAAAGGUUUUGAAGGCAAGAAACCUUACGAAGGGGAAGACCAAGAGUCCCGAAUAAAGCACCUAAAAUAGUUUUAAAGAAGGCUAGAUACAAAACAGGAGACUCGACCAGGAAGCUCUCACAUAAGCAAGCCAAGUCCAGCACAGGUUCAUGAAAAGUGAACGAAUGUUUAAAAUUGGAGGCCCCUGAGACGACAAAACUAAAAAAAAACCUCUACGUAAUCUGCCAAGUAACGCUCAGCUCGUCUCAAAUUUCUGGAGAAGUCAUGACAAAAGCCUUGCUGUUGAAGGGGACCGGGAUGAUUAUCUUUCUCAGAUGACUGCCCAAAAUAUAUAUUUUUUCAGCUGCUUUUUUUCCUUUUUUUCGUGCAAUAAUAAUUGAAGACCUGACAUAGACAGAUUCUACACAAAAGUUCACUGAUACAGACGUAAAAGUAAAAAUAGCCAGGGACCAAGCUCCGCAGUUGGCGAAAAAGGCGAAAAAAGAAUCGGUGAGCGAAGCGGCGGGCAGAGCGGCAGUCUGGGGAGGGGAUAGGAUGGCGGCUUCCCUCGCCGAAUUUUUAUGCCGUUCCACUCCUUUAUUUGCCAAUUUUCUCCCCAUUUUUUUUUUUCAUGCGACCAAGUUAUUUACUACCUAUAGGCUCUUAGUAGGGAGCAGGUUUGGUUACUAAAAGUGAAGUGGUAAAUGUUUGCGUUGAAAUUUUUUUCUUGGGAUUUUUGGAACUUACAUUUAAAAAUAAUUUAUAACAUAUUUUCUAGAUGUGGGGCGCUUACAAGGUGGCUCGACCCAGUAUUUUUAUAGACACACCUUCCAUCUUUGAAUCGCUUUAUACUCAUACAAAUCGGUCUGUAUUGUAAAACGAUUAAGACAUUUGGAUUACACUUAAACUAAACUCUAUAUUGGUAUUAUUUUUUGGGCGAUCGGAAUAAAUGUCACGUAGCAAUGACGUCGCAAUGGUUUUAGCGCUGAAUUGGUUAAUAUUAAUUCAUACAGAAGUUAAUAUCUAUUUUCUUUUCAAAUGCUUUACGCUACAUAUUCUUUGGAUAAGUGUGUACUUUGGGACACAAUCCGAACCCAGCGUUGUAAAUUCUCGCGUAAGGCAUGGGAAUUUGAUGUUGUGCUAAACUCGAGACAUUAUGAAGCCCCAGAGCAAAAACUUAGCCAGAUAUAUGACAUCGCUUCAAUAUUUACUCACUUUUACGCCAGUGUUAGACAACUUUAGAAGUUUUCAAUCGACACGAGAUUCGAGGAUGCAAUGGUACACGAAUCAAUUAAUGCACUAAAAAAGGUUUUAAAAAAAUCUAUCGACGAAUUUUGCUUUAAUCGCUGUUUUCGUGAAAGUAGCCUAAGAAAUUACAAAAAGAGCUCAGCAUUGCGUUUUACCCGUUUUCAUGUGUUUCGAAAUCGCGUAGGUGUACUUGCGUUCAGCGGUUUCUAGAGUGUAUAAGGGUCAUUUGCUAAACGAAUAAGUGAUGAAACCUUUUUCGGAAACAUCCAAAAAGUAGCAAAUUUGUCUGCAUUAAGUCCUAUCUUCAGUGCAUGCAGGGUCUAUGCGCAUGCAUAAUUUAUACCCUUUUUAUAGAAAUUCCAAGAUAUCUCCAAAUUUCUCUUAUAGAUUUUUGUGAAACUUCGCACAGCAGAAGACAUUUAUCCAUAGAAUACGUGGCGUAGAGCAUUUCGAAAGAAAGUGCCGUGGCGAACAGGGCUGAAAUUCGAUUUAGAGCUUAAACCAUUUUGACGUCAUUGCCACGUGACAUUUAUUCCGAUCGCCCAAAAAAUAAUACUAUAAUAAAGUUUAGUGUAAGUGUAAUCCAUGUGUCUUAAUCGUUUUACAAUACAGAUAGAUUUCUUCUUUAAGUAUAAGAGAUUCAAAGGUGGAGGGUGUGCCUCUAAAAAUGCUGGGUCGAGCCAUCUUAUAACCGGCAUUAAAGUACAGCUUGCUAACAAUUAAUUUAUUGCACUUAAGCAGUCUACUCGCAUUAUAAAUUUACUUUACCUACAAAGUUGUCAAUUUUAAAUUGUGCUUGGUUCUGUUCAAAAACUUUUAUCAGUAAAGACUAGAAAAAGGUAGAUGGCCUAUGGCUGGAGUAUUAUUUUUAUCUGUAACAAGACGGCGGGCCCUAUAAAAUUGGGGUAAUAUGUCGUAACAGGUGGCUUUUAAAUCUAGUAGCAGGUACCCAAUAUUCCGAACCGUUAAGUUAAGCCAAAAAAAACGCGGAGCGGACCCUCAGGCGUUUUAUAUUCAUGUAUUUCUUGACUGAAUGGAUGUUUGUCAGCUCCUUAGAAAUUAAAAUACUCGUAUUAAGACGAUGAUUAGAAAAUAAUAAGGAAAUGUAGAGCUCUUAGAGUUCUCUUUCUCAAUUACCUUAAUUAAAAGUGUAAAAGUAUAACUCGAAUAUUUGCUCUUCUUUGAAAAGUAGGCAUGAUCUAAUGCCACGCAGGAUUGCCAGGUAGUCUCAACUGAGGCACUAAUGUCAAAAACGGUGCACAACCUGGACAAAGAGCUAGCAGGCAUUUUUGAUAAAGGUAAAGAUCACCAUUAUUUUUCAUGUUAAAGUAACAAAUAUUCAACUUGUUGAAUCUCGGUUCCCCGGAACUAAAACCUUACCAUAAAGCUACCCCUUGCGAACGGAGUUUUCUCACAACGUCGUACGUGUAUGAUGACCGACAGUCUUAAGAGAGAAUCUUUGAGUUGAAGUAAGUAAUUCUUUGAAAAUUAGAUAACUCUGACUGGCAAAAACUUUUAUCUUCUUUUUAUCGUUAACUCCAAUCAGUUUUAAGUCAGCUCUUUUUCGUUUCAUUUCAUUUCUGCGCAAUUUUUUACCUAUUUGCAGACAAGAUGCCCGUGGCUAAGUAUUGUAUCGUAUCACAUGUAUGUUGUUUAGCUGACUGAUAACGUAGAAAAUUUAGUACAGAGCUGAUUAGAAGAGUUAAUCAGAUAUCAUUUUAUUGCGUUUUUAAAACUAAGGUCUUGCUGAACCAAAACGAGACAGGUUAUACAGAAGCUUGCUCACACAGCUAGGUGAAAACUGAUGUGGAAAAGUUAAGUUUUGCUGGUUGCCUUUACAACUGAAAACGGCUUUCUACGUGGGACCGAGUCGUUUACUUCCUUAUCAGUUAGGCCACCUAGCUACGGCCCUAAGUAGGCCAUGGAUCAACCACCUUACAUCUUCGUCUCUUCUAUUUUGACCUAUAUCUCCAUACUAGCUAGCUCUUCUUCAAGCCAAGCUAAAACCUUGCAGGCUCAAAUUUCAUGAACUUGAGGGCCGUAAUGACAAUUACAACUUACAUUGCACUUACAUUUCUUGAACAACUGUUCUCAUUAAUAAACAACCGAAAUGUAGAUAAAGAGUAAAAUUGUGACCCAUUUCAUUUAUAACUUUUUCCAGCACGCGGUGGUGGAGAGGAGGUUAAUAACAGGCAUUUAAUAACGUUAGCUUGAUAAUAAUUAUCGCAGUACUAGUUCCGCAGUAUACUCGCAGUAUAGCCGGCUUAGUUUUCUAGUUUUGAUUAUAAAAUAAGGUUGAUUGGACCCGUUGAAGAACCUGUAUUACUCAAGACUAGAUAAAGGCGCUGCUUGUAUGUGGAAAAUUAUUAUUAUUUUUCAUCACCAGAAUAUGGACCUAUAAAUAGGCUCGAUGUGCCCAACCAGAUGUUACUGUAACAGUUCCAAAAAAAGUUAUUUAACAGACAACAAUUGAGCCCUCAGAAGUUUAUAUUUCAUCUAUUCAUCAUCUGAAUGGAUGUUUGUCAGCUCCUUUCAAUUGAAAAAAUAUUGUAUCAAGAUAAUUCUUUGAACUGAUCAGGGAGAAGUAGAGCUCUAAUAACCUUGUUCUUAAUAUCUGUUUGUAAAAGCGUUACCUGAAUUUAUGGUCGGCUUUUAUUUGCUGAAACAUCUUUGAGGUCGUCGGAGUGGAUCUUACACGCCCUAAAACUUUGAAGUCUUCGUCAUUCAGUCAGUUUAGGUCUUAAAUAGUUAAAUAACAAGGUAAUUCGCCAAAAAGGUUUUACUAGAGAAAAGUAACUUAUUUUCUCAAGAUAAUCUUAUCGUUUUCUGAAAAGGCUUUAAAAUAGGGCCAGGUUCUGUUUGUCUGCCAGUCUGAAGGAUAUUUUGGAAUCGACAUUGACCAAACGUAAAAUCAGAAGAGAUCUGGUCUAACUGCUGAGGACAAAGCCUUCACUGUAGCAUCAUUUGAAAAAUUUAACUCGAUUAUGUUUUAUUCAUUAAGUAUCUUUUUACUUAAAUCUUAAAAGAUUGAAGACGCUGAAUGUACGAGUCGCUCUAGUAAUUCCCCCGCUUCUCAUUGGUUUUUCCAAUAGUCAACAAAGAUACCUCUUAGGCUGAUAACGAUCGAUUCAGUAUCAUAAAAUUUGAGAGAUGGAAAGAUUUUUCAUAGUCUGGAAUUUCAAUGUAAUAACAAACUUCGACGGUCAAUGGUAUUUCACCUUCGAUGGACGUUUUUCCCGGAGAUGAUCUUUAGACGUUCUAUCCGUGUGAAGCUGACGGAUAGAAUGUGUUGGACGAUCCAAACUCAUUCAGACGAACUUAACCCGGCCCAAGACGUCGAACUUUCAUGAACUUAACUAACUAAGUUUGGUUCCUCUCAUGAAAAGGUCGUCGUUUGGCCCUGGCCUAACUUACUGAUCACCUUGAGCGGUUUGUAUCUCGAUGCGAUUCUCUAUGUUUCACGAGGAGUAAGAAUAUACAAGUUGAAAUGAUAUUCAGUCGGAUAUUGACAGUCAUACGUGGUUGUUAAAAUCAGUGCAAACUAAUAUAAUGCCCGUUUUCAAAAAGUUGCCAUGAAUUUAACUGUGACAUCAAUGCAAAAAUUUCGACAACGCAACGUGAAGCAGCAUAAAGCAGAUAUUUUCAUUAAUUUCAUUGCACGUGUGACCGUCAAGUGAAAGAUAACCAUUUCGUCUAAAAUCAGAAUUCAUUCUUUACGAGUUAAUACUGAAAUUAUUACUUUGACGGAUAAAAUCUGUUAACUUUUAUUAAAUACAAUAACUAAGUUAGCAGUUUAAUUUUUCAUGAUUUCUGUCCAAUAAGUGCGGUAUGUUUAGCUAUACAUAACUUGCCAUAUUCCUGUUGUAGAAUGGCUGUUUAGUUCUCUGAGAAGGAAAGUAGAGACGAUUUAAUCCUACUGGUUUUCGUUCUUCUUUUGUUAUCUUUAUAGUUAAAGAUCUGGCAUAGAUAGGUUCUACACAAAAGUUCACUGAUACAUGUGUAAAAGUAAAAAAGUUUAGCUUAAGCGCUGCCGCAUCCUUGUACAUCCAGCACAACGGCUUUCCCGUGCGACCAAGUCAUUUACUUGCUACAGUCCCUUAUCAGGAAGUAGGUUUUGUUAUUAAAAGUGAAGUGGUAAACGUUUCCGUUGAAAGGUUUUUUUGUUUUUAAAUUUGGAACUUACCUUCAGUUUUAAAAUACUUUUUUGACUUAUUUUCCAGAUGUGGAGCGCUUAUAACGGGCAUUAAAACACAGCGUGAUAACAAUUAUUGCACUUAAGCAGUCUACUCGUAUAAUAAACUUACAUCAUCUACAUAGUUUGCAAUUUUAAAUUGUGUUUGGUUCUGUUCCAAAACGUUUAUCAGUAAAGACUAGAAAAAGGUAGAUGGCCUAUAUCUGGAAUAUUAUUUUUAUCUAUAAUAAGACAGCAGACCUACAAAAUUGGGGCAAUCAAUGGCCUAACAGGUGACUUUGUAAAUAUUAAGUAUAUCUGUAUAUGCAUGGUACCGAAUUUGCCGAACCGUCGGUUAAGCCAAAAAUACGCGGACCGGACCCCCAGGCGUUUAUAUUCAUAUUUCUUGACUGAAUGGACGAUUGUCAGCUCCUUUUAAAGUAAGAUACUUGUAUUAAGAUCAUAAUUUGAAAUCAAUAAGGGAAAGUAGAGCUUUUAGAGUUCCUUUUCUCAAUUAUCUUAAUUACAAGUGUAAAACUAUAACUCGAAUGUUUGGUUUCGUUUCAAAAGUAGACAUGAUCUAAUGCCACGCAGGAUUGCCAGGUAGUCUCAACUGAGGCACUAAUGUCAAAACCAGUGCAAAACCAGGACAAACAGCCAGCAGGCAUUUUUGAUAAAGGAAAACAAUUCUUUCUCAUGUUUAAGUAUGAAAUAUUCAAUCUCGGCUUCCCUAGGACAAAAACAUUGCCAUGAAAGUACCCCUUGAGAACGGAGUUUUAAAAGAGAAUCUUUGAGUUAAAAUAACUAUUUCUUUGACAGUUAGAUAACUUUGUCUAAAAACAACUGUUAUCUUUUUUUUAACGUUAACUCAAAUCAGGUUUUAGUCAGCUGUUUUUCAUUUCAUUUCAUUUCUGUGCAAUUUUUUGCCCAUUAUACCUAACAGGGGAAAAGAUGGCUAAGUAUAGUUACGUAUCACAUAUAUGUUGUUUAGCUGUCCAAUAACGUAUAAAAUUCAGUACAGAGAUAUUCAGAGGGAUUAAUCGCUUAUCUCUUUAUUACUUUUUUAAAAAUAGGGUCUAGCUGAACGAAACCGAGACAGGUUAUAGAGAAGCUUGCUUACGCAGCUAAGUAAAAAUUUGGAAAAGUGAAGUUUUGCGGGUUGCUUUUCCAACUGAAAACGACUUUCUCCAUGCUGGGACCGAGUCAUUUACUUCCUUAUCAGAAAGGCCACUGAACCCCAAGUAGGCCAUGGAUCAACAACCUUACAUCUCCAUCUCUUCUGUCUUGACCUAUAUAUCCAUACUAGUUCAAUUGCACAUAUACUCUUCUUCAAGUCAAGUUCAACCUUCGCCAGAUGUUAAGUCUACUCAUCCAUGCUGCCCUCUCUUUCUCUUGCCCUGGGGGCUCCAUUUGAGAGUCUGCCUUGUGAUCUUGGUUGUAGUAAUCAUUAAUAAACGGUGUGGCCAAUUCUCUCCCACUUUCCACUCAUGAUCAGUCUUGUGAUUUGCUCUUGACCCAUCUUUCCCAUAAUGCCUCGUUUAGCCCACAUUGUCUUUUCAGACACUGUCCGUUCAUCUAAUGUUCAUUAUCUGUCUAAGAUACUGGUUGACAAAGACCAGUUCGUAAAGUUCACUUCGUUUAUUUCCACGUCCUCUGAGAUUUAAAGUAGAACUGAUUUGACAUUGGAGUUCAAGAUCCCCAGCUUUCUUUUUUACGAAACACGGGAGGAUCAAGUCAUUUACAAAAAAUUGGAUAAGUUCAUAUUAUCCUAUCUAUGAAAUUUGAAGUCAGGUCCCAUUCGAAAGAAAGUAAGUUUGAAGGGUUAGAUAAACAGGGGCAACCAACGACGGUUUCCUCCUCAGGCAUUGAAAACACUUUAGGCUCUCCAGAGUACUUUUAGAUCCCAAGAAAUGCAUUAUAAGCGGCGCUAUAAAAUAUGUAUCUGUUCAGUAAUCCUAGGGCAACUUGAGUCCUUUCGAAGUUACAAGGGCUUCAUUAUUAUUUUCUAGAAAAUUUAGAUGCAAUUUUAAAGGUUUACGAAAGUGAGGAUUUUUCUUAUUCCUCUCUCCAUCGCACUUUCGAAUCCGAAAAUUUUAGGUUUCCUUUUUUUCAACGAAAAAUGGCCUACCUGGGAAGUAAAACGCGAAAAAUUUAGUUCAGAAAUCUUAGGGAAUUUAUAAGAUGACCUUCGAAAAUUGUACAUGAAUGGAGCGGUCAUCUAGAAAUUUUUAGCCUUCCCCAAGCUAUUAAUAGAAAGUUCUAGGCAAUUUUUGCUUCUCCGAACAGGUGUUUUACAGAAAACAGUCGUUGGGUGUCCCUGGAUAACUAUUAAUGGUUUUACGAUAAAUGUAAUUCGGGUAAAAUUGUAACCCUUUUCAGUUGUAACUUUUUCCAUUAUGCUGUGAUGGGGAAAGAAGGUUAAUAACCGGAAUUUCAUAACGCUGGCUUGAUAAAAAUUAAUUAUCGCAGUACUAAUUCCGCAGUCUGCUAACUCGCAGUAUAGUCGGCUUAGUUUUCUAGGUCAGCUUGAUUAUAAAGUAAGGUUGAUUGGAUCCGUUGAAGAACCAGUAUUACUCAAGACUAGAUAAAGGCAUGGCUAAUAAGUGGAAAAUUGUUACUAUUUUUAAUUACUUUAUUGACUUUAUCUUCGACAUGAAGAUUUCAGUACCAAAACAAUCAAUAUACAAUGACAAAUGAAACAAAGUAAAAUAAAAGUUAAGUAAGAAAGAAAGGAGCAAAUGAAUAUUAUCAUAAAAGAAAAAAUACUUAGCUAUGUACGGCUUCUACGCUACUCGUGUGGUGAGAAAGUUUAAUUAAAGUUCCGAUGCAUAACAAUUUAGAAUAUUUUCAAUAUAAGAGGCAUUGAGGUUUAUGAUGUUUUCAUCGCACAUAGACAUGAUACAUAAAAACAGUGCCUUGCAAGACAUGUUCGUAAAAUUACUGUUUAUCGAGUAUAUGCUUUCCAAAAGGAUACCCCUUAUAUGAGAAAGUGAUGAGUGGGUACAUUUCAACAAAUAGUGGAAUUUUUAAUUACUAGAAAGUGGGCCUAUAAAAUGUAGGGGCGAUAUGCCCAACCAGAUGUUAAGCCUGUAACGGUUCCAAAAACAUUUAUUGAACAGACAACGAUUGAGCUCCAAGGAGUUUAUAUUCCAUCUAUUCAUCAUCUGAAUGGAAGUUUGUCUGCUCUUUUCAAAUGAAACAAAAUUGUAUUAGGAUAAUUCUUUGCUCUGAACAAGGAGAAGUAGAAUUCUUAUAACCUUGUUCUAAUUAUCUGGUUGUAAAAGGGUCACCUAAAUUUAUGGUCGGCUUUUCUUUGCUGAAACAUCUUGAGGUCGCGGGAGUGGAUCUUCCCACGCCCUAAACCUUUGAAGUCUUCAGUUCAGUCUAGUCUAGGUCAUUCAGUCAGUUUAGGUAUUAAAUGAUUAGAUAACAAGGUAAUUGGCAAAAAAUGGUUUUACUAGAGAGGAGUAACUUAUUUUGUCAAGACAAUCGUAUCGUUUUCUGAAGAGGGUUAAGAAACGGCUUAGGCUCUGUUUGUCUUCUUGACGGAGGAUAAAAGUUAGGAAUCGACAUGGUCUUAACGUUAACCUGGGAUCAGGCGUUAUUUUGUUUGCUUCUUUGCUCCUUUGGCUUGAGGAAAAAAAAACAGAUUACAGAGAUAAAGGGAGAGGGCAUGAUCGCAGGCUAUCUUAACGUAAAAUCAUGAGAGAGAACCCUACGGCUGGACACGAGCAUUCACUGUAGCAUCUUUUGAAAAGUUUAUAUGGAUUUUGUUUCACUAAAGUAUCUUUUCUUCAAAGAUUGAAUACGUCGAGUGUAGGAGUUGCUUCGAAAUUUCGAGCUACAAUGUUACUCCUUGAAUUCUCAUUGGGUUUUCCAAGUUAACAGAGAUACCCCUUAGGUUGAUAACGGUCGAUACAAUGACAUAAAAUUUGAGAAAUGGAAAGAUUUUUAAUAGUCUGGAAUUUCAGUGUAAUAACAAACUUCGACGGUUAAUGCCAUUUCACCUUAUGCGUCUUCAUUACUUCUUGUAACAUUUGAAUGAAUUGUGUCACCAGUAAAAAAGACUGUAUAAUGUGAUCAAUUUGGUUUUCUUCUUUGAAAGUAGCUCAGAUCUUGUGUGCAGUCAUCUGACUGCAUAAACAUGAGUCACCUGAGAAAAAAUCACUCUAAGGCCUCGGCCAAACGUCUAACUUUUCAUGAGACGAACCAAAUUCUAAUUUGGGUCGACCUAAAUUAAGGUAAGAUCGCCUGUUGGAUUAGACCUCGAACUUAGGACUCGUCGAACAAAUCAAAUGAACCAGACCAAACAGCAAUUUUAAUAAAUUUUCUCCCGAACGAGCCUAAAUGAUCAUUAUCAUACAAAUUUUUAAUUUAUCAGUUUUGUUCGUCGCAUGUGAAGAUCGAUGUUUUUGCCAGAGAUGAUCUUCAGACGUUAUAUCUAUCUGAAGCAGACGGACAGAACGUGUUGGACGAUCCAAACUCAUUCAGGCGAACUUAACCCGCCCCAAGACUUCGAACUUUCAUGAACUUAACCCACUACGUUUGGUUCGACUCAUGAAAAGGUCGUCGUUUGGCGCUGGCCUAACUGAUCACCUUGAACAGUUUUUUUUUUCAGUGCGAUUCUCCAUGUUUUACGAGUAGUAAGGUGCUAGUUGACUUGAUAUUUGGAUGUUGACAGUCGAACCAGUGCAGACUAAUAUAAUGUCCGUUUUGAAAAGUUGCCAUGAAUUAAAUUGUGGCAUGCAUCAAUGUAAAAAUUUCGACAACGCAACUUGAACCAGCAUAAAGUAGGUAUUUUCAUUAAUUUUAUUGUGCGUGUGACCGUCAAGUGAAAGAUAAUCAUUUCGUCUAAAAUCAAAAUUCAUUUUUUACGAGAUAAUACUGAGGUGAUUCAGACUUUGACUGAUAAAAUCUGUUAACUUUUAUUAUCGAUUUAUUGCAUACAACAACUAAGUCAGCAGUUUAAUUUUUCAUGAUUUUUGUCCAAUAAUAUUGUCACACUCGACAAACUCAAUCAUACCCGUGCGAUAUGAUUAGCUAUAUAUAGCUUGCCAUAUUCCUGUUGUAGACUGAAUGACUGUUUAGUCCUCUGAAAGGGAAAGUAGAGACGAGUUAACCUUAUCUGGUUUUGUUCUUUUUUUUUGUUCAAUAAUAAUAAUUAAAGAUCUGACAUUUUCCAGAUGUGGGGCGCUUAUAACCGGCAUUAAAACACAGCGUGAUAACAAUUAUUGCACUUAACUAGUCUACUCGCAUAAUAAACUUACAUCACCUACAGUUUUCAAUUUUAAAUUGUGUUUGCUUCUGUUCGAAAACUUUUAUCAGGAAAGACUAGAAAAAGGUAGAUGGCCUAUGUCUGGAAUAUUAUUUCUAUCUAUUACAAGACACUAGCAGGCCCUAUAAAAUUGGGGUAAUAUGCCCUAACAGGUGGCUUUGUAAAUCUAGUGGAAGGUACCCAAUUUGCCGAACCGUUUAGUUAAGCCAAAAAACGCAGAGCUGACCCUCAGGCGUUUAUAUUCAUUAGUAUUUAACUGAAUGGAUGUUUGUCAGCUCCUUUUAAAUUAAAACACUUGUAUUAAGGUAAUAAUUUCAAAUUAAUAAGGGAAUGUAGGGCUCUUAGAGUUCCUUUUUUCAAUUAUCUUAAUUAAAAGUGUAAAACUAUAACUCGAAUGUCCGCUUUCGUUUCAAAAGUAGACAUGAUCUAAUGCCACGCCGUAUUGCCAGGUCGUCUCAACUGAGGCAUUAAUGUCAAAAACGGUGCACAACCAGGACAAACAGCCAGCAGGCAUUUUUGAUAAAGGCAAAAAAGUCUUUCUCAUGUUAAAGUAACAAAUAUUUAAUCUCGGCUACCCGAGAGCUAAAACCUUACCAGUAAAACUACCCCUUGAGAACAGAGAUUUCUCACAACAUCGUACGUGUAUAAUGACUGACAGACUUAAAAGAGAACCUUUGAGUUUUAGAAUGAUGAUUUAUUUGACAAUUAGAGAGAUCUGAAUAAUGAAAACUUUUAACUUUUUAACGUUAAUUCUAAUCAGCUUUAAGUCAGCUGUUUUUAUUUCAUUUAAUUUCUGGGCAAUUUUUUACAUAUUAUACCUAAUGGCGUACAAGAUUCACAUGACUAAGUAUAGUAGAGUAUCACAUGUGAGUUGUUUAGCUGACCAGUAACGUAGAAAAUUCAGUACAGCGAUUUUUAGGUGAGUUAAUCACUUAUCAUUUUAUCGCUUUAAAAAAAAUAUGAGGUCUAGCUGACCGAAAACGAGACAGGUUAUAGAGAAGCUUGCUCACACGGCUAAGUGAAAAUGUGGAAAAGUUAAGUUUUUCGCCGGAGUUGCUUUUCGAACUAAAAACGGCUUUCUACAGUUAGGCCACUUAACCCUAAGUCGGCCAUAGAUCAACAACCUUACAUCUCCGUAUUGGCUCAGUUGUACAUCAGCUCUUCUUUAAGUCAAGUUCAACCCUUUCAGUGCCAAAUGUCUUAAGUCUACUCAAUGUCAUGCUGCCCUCUCUUUCUGCCCUAGGGUCUCCAUUGUGAUCUUGGUUGUAGUUUUCAUUAAUAAACGGUGUGGCCAAUUCUCCCCCAUUUUCCACUCAUGAUCAGUCUUGUGAUUUGCUCUUGACCCUUCUUUCCCAUAAUGCCUCGUUUGGACUGACCUUUUCUUUUUAAACACUGUCUGUUCAUCUGAUGCUCACUAUUAGCCUAAAAGACCGGUUCGGGUAAAUUUCGCUUCGUUUUUCUCCAUGUUCUGUGAGAUUUAAAGUAGAACUAAUUUGACAUUUGUUUUGAAGUUCCCCAGAUUUCCUCCUCUUGUAAUAACACGGGAGAACCACGUCAUUUACAAAAAAGAUUAAUGACUUCAUUUGAUCUUGCCUAUGAAAAUUUGAAGUCAGGUCCAUUCGAAAGAAAGUAAGUUUGAAGGGUUAGAUAAUUAAUGGUUCAACGAUAAAUGUAAUUCGCGAUAAAGAGUAAAAUCGUGACCCAUUUCACUUGUAACUUUUUUAGCAUGCUGCGGUGGCUAUGAGGUUAUUAACGGGCAUUUAAUAACGCGAGCUUGAUAAAAAUCAUCGCAGUACUAGUUCCGCAGUCUACUCGCAGUAUAGCCGGAUUACUUUUCCAGGUUUAAUUAUGAAACAAGGUUGAUUGGAGCCGUUGAAGAACCUGUAUUACACAAGACUAUAUAAAGGCGUGGCUUAUGUGUGGAAAAUUAUUAUCUUUAAUUACCACAAAGUGGGCCUAUAAAUAGGCUCUACAUGCCCAACCAGAUGCUACUGUAACAGUUCCAAAAAAAGUUAUUUAAUAGACAACGAUUGAGCCCUCAGGCGUUUGUAUUCCAUCUAUUCAUCAUCUGAAUGGAUGUUUGUCAGCUCCUUUCAAUUGAGGAAAAACUCGUAUUAUAGUAAUUCUUUGAACAGAACAAGGGGAAGUAGAACUUUAAUAGCCUUGUUCUAAUUGGAUCUGGUCGUAAUUGAUGGUCGGCGUUUCUUGAAAACAUCUUGAGGUCGCCGGAGUGGACCAUCGCCACGCCCUAAAACUUUGAAGUAGUCAGUUUAGUCUUCGUCAUUCAGUCAGUUUAGGUAUUAAAUGGUUAAAUAACAAGGUAAUUCACAAAAAAGGCUUUACUAGAGAAGAAUAACUUAUUUUCUCAAGACAACCUUAUCGUUUUCUGAAAAGGCUUUAAAAUAGGGCCAGGUUCUGUUUGUCUGCCUGUCUGAUGGAUAUUUUGGAAUCGACAUUGACCAAACGUAAAAUCAGAAGAGAGAGCCCAACUGCUGAAGACAAAAUAUUCACUGUAGCAUCUUUUGAAAAAUUAAAUCGAUGAUGUUUAAUUACAGUAUCUUUUAAGAUUAUUAAAUCUUGAAAGACUGAAGACGCUGAAUGUGCGAGUUGCUCUAGUUAUUCCCCGACUUCUCAUUAGUUUUUCCAAGAGCCAACAGAGAUACCCCUAAGGUUAAUAACAACUGUUAGUUCUCUACCAUCAAUUCCAUGUCAUAAAAUUUAAUUGAUGGAACGAUUCUUAUUAGUCUGGAAUUUCAAUGUAAUCACCAACUUCGACAGUCAAUAUCAUUUCACCUCAUGCCGGCACUUUCUUACUUCUUGUAAAAUUUGAAUGAAUUGUGUCACUAGUAAAAAAACUGUAUGAUGUUAUCAUUUUGGUUUUCUUCUUCGUAAGCAGCUCAUGUCUUUGUGGUCAGCUGACUGCACAAACAUGAGUCAACUGAGAAAAAGACACUCAAAUUGAGAUCACCUAGCCAGAACUCUUCGAUUCUUCAUGUUUUACGAGAAGUAAGAAAGUGCAAGUUUAAAUGAUAUUGACAGUCGAACUUGGUUGUUGAAAUCUUUUCAGACUAAUAUACGGCCCCUUUUCAAAAACAUGACUUUGUAAAAAUCUCUCCAGCUUUCAAAUGUUAUGAUCUUGAAUCCAUGAGAGAGCAGAAACAAUUCUAAGGAAACGUACCUAACGAAAAGUAAUCUACUUUUAUUGGCACUUUAUUUCGUGGGUACUUAAUUUGGCGAUUUUGACGCGGGGUUUUCGCGGGCUUUAUUUUCGCAAUUUCAAUAGGCAAAUAAAAAGAAGGGCUUUAAAAUUAGCGAUUCAAGCUUUCUCAACUUGAGUCUAUUUUUCAAAAAGUCUAAAUUUUUUUUUAAAUUUCUAGAUUAACUCAACAACAAGCAAUCUGUGAAUCUUUGCAAAUAAGCGCUAUUUCACAACAAGAGUAAUUUGUGUAGUUAUAUGUUUUUGCAAGAGCCAUAAUAUUAUGGCUCUUGGUUUUUGUUAUUACAUGUGAAACAUUUUUUCUGUGAUUUGAAUUUUUCAAUUUUUUCUCUUUUUUUUAUCACGGGUCUUUAAUUCAGCGAUUUUUUAGACCGACGAAAUUAAGUACCAAUAAGGUAAGUAGGGCUCAUAACAAAUGUGUGUUUUGUUUUGGUUUUCUUUUGUUUUCAUUUCAACAGUCCGCAGUUUUGAACAAGGCCUAACUUGUCGGUUUAAACUCCAAUAUUGAACAGCAACAAAAACUGAAUCCAUGAGUUUAUCAUAUGGUCAUCGUCUGAUUUUAUAUAUUAAAACCCUCAUAUUUGACGCAUUCAAAAGUCGUGUGGCUGUGUGCAUGGGCUUCAGAUAAGGACCAAAUUAAAGAAAAAGGGGGGCGGGAUGGGUAAAAGAUUCAAAUACUACCGCAGACAAUCAUUCAGAUGGAACACGAUCACGGGCAGGUCAUCCGCAAACAAACGAAUAUUGUAACCAACUUGUGGAAUGUAGACUGCACUCAAAACCUUUGGUACCGCCGGGUUGUGCAAUAUAACCAGAAAAGAGGGUGGAAAAAGAAAAUAUAGUUAAGCUGUUUUCUAAAAGAUCAGAGGCAUUUUUGUGGCCAUUCCAACUGAACAAGAUUCUAUCACAGUUCUAGAAAACCCAGUUAAAUCCUGGUUAAAUAAGUAGGGAGUGAAAUCCUACGAAGAAAAAGAAUAUUAAGAUACAUUGUCAGGUAGUAGCUUAUAUAUGACGACGCGAAGGCGUAACCCUCAACUAAUCUGUAAUGAGCUUACAAUGACUGUGAGCUAUAAGAUAAACCAACUGGCCCUGCCGCAGGUUUAAGCCCACUUUAAACACAGUGCCUUUAUAAUCUGGUUAAAAUAAACUGACAGCAGGAACAAUUUUUCGUGUGUAUGAAAGGCACGGUAAUCUGUUUCUUAUUUCAAUCUGUUGUGUUCAUGCGGUAGACUUCCCGUCGCUGUGAAAUGAAGUGUAUAUUUAGCACGUACAUGUACUUCAGUCCUCCUCGAAAGCAUCCCCGGUGAUAUAUUUGAUUUACGAUAGAUAACUAUUUUUGGUGCUUCCGCGACUAGCGACUCGCAUCAAAUUCACAAUUUGGAAAGUCGUUUAUGAUAUUUGCAAAACUAGAUAUAAUGAUCGAGCCUCUCAAUUACGAAAAAGAGGUUGCAAGUAAUGUGUUCAUUUCCAUCUCAAAGGAUAGCACCAUACGAAUUUUUGUGGUUUUUCUUGAUCAUUAUUCAUCUGUUAUCCCCGUCUAGUCUGUUUCAAGAGAAACAAACAAAUAUUCCUGUAAAACGUUGAGGUAGUAUAUAAUCAAUUUAAUCUGAAGUAAGUCAUCUAGGACCCUUCCAGCAGGAAAUAUUCUCAACCAAUGAUGAACGUUUUUGUACCCUAUGGGAUUAAUCACCACAAAGCCUUCCUUUAGAAUUCCUUUCACAUCACGAAAACAUGAAAGAGUUGCCAAUGCAGAUGCGUGAGUGGGCAGAAUUUCAAGAGAGUUUUAGGCCAUUGUUAUCGCUAUAUCUAUUUGUUCAAUGAAUGAGUAAUACUUUUAAUUGUUCAAGGAUGAUUCGCCCGGACAAUGCACUUUUUUGAAGUCACGUGAAAAGGAAUUUUGUGGUUAAAAGAGCGGUUGUUGACUAUAAACUUCAUUGUUUUUCCGUUGUUUCAUGCGGUCAGCGACUGACACCUUUUCUCCUCUGGGGGUAGGACCUUCAAAAUAAUUGGCUUAAAAAAACAAUGAUUGCAUGAUGUCACGCAAGUAAAAACCACAAAUCGCUAUAAACUGACAAAAUGUUGACACUUCAUAAAGAUAUUAGAGCUACUUAAAGAAUUCGCGUGAAUUUUGGAUGAGUUUUCACUAUUUAGAUUUUCAUAAACAUUAAAUAAAACACACAUAGCACAAAUCAAGUGAUUCUCUAUCAAGAUAUAUUAAAACCAAAACGAGACUUCGUAGAAUAUUAAUUUCGAUGUAGUAUAUUUUCGGAGAAUAAUAUUACAUUCCUUCAGAAAUUAGCAUUGGAAUAGCUGGUCUCUAUGGAGAUGGUGUCAAUUAGAUUGUCACAUUUCCUGUCCGUUAGACGCCCUGUAGUGUUUUCAAUGUCCCAAGGGACCUUUAUCUAUUUCUUUAGUCACUCAACGCAUGAGACAUUCAAGUCGGUUUUCUAGAACCGAUGAAGGCAUGCCCACAACGCGACUUGUACAACUUCAAAUGAAUCGAAUUCCGUCGUUUUAUUGCGUGAAAAGGGAGCAAAUGGAUAAUAAGUCAGUGGAUGAAUUGACCAUUAAGUGGUAAAAACAACUUCCCGACUAAACAAAUCACGACCAUUAAUUGCUUUUUACUUGUCAUGUUUUCGCCGUAAUUGUUUUCCUUUUUUCUUUCACCCAGGUGAAACGCAUCCAUCAAGCACAAAAUGCAGUUAACUUCGCUUUUGACCUUGCUCGUCUUACUUUGUUAUCCAGUGGACACCUAUGGUAAAGAACUUUUAGGAGAAGAAGAAAGUUUGGAAAGUAAUAAACAAUUUUCUUUUGAAGAGAUUGACAGGCGCGGGCGGCAAGGCCGUCCUAUUUCUCAAAUCUUGGACGUUAAACCAACCUAUUCAAUGGAAUUUCGUUCGCCUAAUAAGAAAGACAUUAAAUUCACCAGUGAUAGAAUUUAUCAAGGAACAGUAAAAGAACUUUUGUCGCCCCAGUCUGAUAUAAAAUGUGACUUGAAAAUGGGAGUUUAUGCCCAUGAUGAGAGCCGCGAAGUUCAAUUUGUGAUCACAGAGGGAAACGAAGGAGGAACCUAUUCUGUCAGCGCGAGACGAGUCAAAGAUUUUGUUUUUAUGGACCUUAAAACAGCAACAGUCUUAAAUUAUGAAGGUGUUGGAAAUCAUUUGCUCACUGUUGUGGCACAAGAUCCGACCACUAAAGCGACGUUUGAUAGCACUCAAGUAAAUGUUAGCAUUAUAGAUGUCAAUGACAAUCCACCGAUCUUUGAUCGUCACUUUCAGCAUGUCACGGUAGAUGAAGACAUCCCUUUACACACUUCAGUUGCUAAAGUGGUGGCUUCGGAUGCAGACAUUGGCCCCAAUGGAUGGCUUUAUUACUCUUUCACAGAAAAAUCUUCUCUUUUCGCUAUUGACCCAGUUUCUGGUGUUGUCACGUUGACUCGAUCACUGAUCGGAAGAAAAAGAAGAAGUUAUCAACUUUUUGUCACAGCGCGAGAUCGUUCUUUGCACCCUUCAAUACCGACUUCUACGAAAUUUAAUCAUAAUAUAACUAUCACUGUACAACCAGUUAACAGGUUUUCGCCAAAGAUCAAAGUAGUAUCACAGCUUGAAAACGUCGUACAGGGGAAACCAAUUUUUCGUUACGCGGUUAUUCGCAUUUCCGAUCAAGAUAACGGGAGAGCCGGUGAAAUAAACGAGGUGCAAAUUACAUCGGGAAACGAAACGGGCAAUUUUGGAAUUCGACGCUCAGACGAAGAACAGAAUGACUUCAUAAUCGAUAUUGUUAAGCCACUUGACCUUGGAAAAGGGACUGAUUUAAAGUUAGUUUUGACUGCCUUUGAUAAAGGCAACCCGCCGCGAAACGGAACGGUAAUGUUACCUGUUGUAAUAAAGAAUGCUCAUAACAUGAAACUAGCAUUUCUCCAAAGCAAGUACGAAGCCAAGAUUUCGGAACUUGCACCACCACACUCCUCUGUCGUUCGUGUACUUGCAGGAAAUGGUCAGUCUGGGAAAAAUCGCCACUUCAAUUAUGUUUUGGUAGGAGGCGAUAGUGACAGUUUUAAAAUUAAUCAUGACACUGGCCUGAUCACAACCACUUCACACCUUGACUAUGAAACAAAACAGCUGUACAAAUUCCAGGUGCAAUCACUUGAUGCUGGAAUCCCAAGGCAGAUGGCUAGUGUAGAAGUUUCUGUUGAAAUUGAGGAUGCUAAUGAUCAUGACCCUGAAUUUGAUGAAUUAUCGUACCAGUUUGAAUUUUUUGAAGAUCAGAGACCAGGGGCGAAACUGCUGACCAUCACUGCAACUGAUCAUGAUUCUGGUGACAAUGGAAAGAUUCGCUACUCUCUCACAAAUACUGAAAAUGUUCCAUUUGCCAUUGACCCUGAGACAGGUGACAUUACAACACUCACUUCCCUUGAUCGAGAUACAGGUCUACAGGAACAUAUAACAUUAAAGGUGCGGGCAUCUGACUUCGGGAAACCAUUCCGAAGAGAGACAGAGACUUAUGUGCACAUACGAAUCAAAGCUUUGAAUGACAACCUGCCUGUGUUUCAAUAUUUUAAGUGCAACAUACAGGUUGCAGAAAAUGCUCCGGUUGGAACUUUGUUAACUACUCUGACUGCUGUUGACAUUGAUAUUGCAGUAUCAGAUGCAUUGUUGUAUGCAAUUGAGUCUGCUGGGAACACUGACAAUACAUUUAAGAUCGACCCGGCCAGUGGAGAGUUGAAAACAGCUAAAUCUCUUAUUGGAGGUGUCAAGGAGUUUUCUUUGUACAUUACUGUCACUGACUCUGUUCAAAAGUCAAAGUAUCCAGUGACUGUGAAAAUCAAGGUUGUUGCUGGCGAGGCUGCUGUUGGAUUUUCCGAUCAUGUGAGAGUGCAAUACUCAGUUUUUCCAGAAUACAUCAAAGCUAAAGAGAAGAUUAAGCAACAGGGCAACUUAAAGCCCUCUGUUAGUUCCAAUGACAAAGCAGCUCCCAAGCCACUGAACCAGCACUUUCCAGAAUUUCAGGUGCACAAUGCUUUAGUCAAUGUAAGUGAAGAGGUCAGUAUUGGUUCUUCUCUGAUAAAGCUAACAAGCACUGACAAGGAUCAAGGCUUCAAUGGAAUGGUACUGUAUUCCAUAGUCAGUGGUAACAUUGGAAGUGCUUUCAACAUAAACAUGCAAACUGGAGAACUUUAUGUUGAAUCACCACUGGACCGAGAAACAAUGUCUAAAUAUUCUUUGAACAUAUCAUCCUCAGAUUGUGGCUCUCCACGUAAAACAGCUUUUACAAAAGUCACUGUUAUUGUGGAGGAUUCUAACGAUAACUCACCCAUCUUUGACAAAAACUCUUACAGUGUAGAACUGCUUGAGAAUGUCACCAGUGGACAAACUGUUGUAUUGGUGAAUGCAACAGACCCAGAUGAAGGAAAGAAUGGCGAAGUCACCUAUAAAAUAGUGAACGACUAUGGUGGAAAGUUUCGCAUUGAUUCAACGUCAGGACGGAUUUCUGUGGCAUCAGUCCUUGAUUAUGAAGAUAGUACUAAAUACAUCAUUGAAGUGCAAGCAUUUGAUAAUGCUCUUCUAUCUCAGAAGAUGACCUCCACUCUGGUAAUUGUAAACUUGAUUGACAUAAACGACAAUGCACCAGUUAUUGUUCCACAAAAUGCUAAUGUGUCAAUUCCAGAAGACAUACCACUUGAUAGUGUUGUAGCAACAGUUUCUGCUCAAGAUCCUGACACAGGUGCUGGGGGAGAACUAGAAUUCAAGCUGCUUAAUAAUGUAAAGAAAUUCAAGAUUGAUCUUGAUAGUGGUGUGAUAAAGCUGCGUAGAAGGGUUGACUAUGAAUCUAAGAGUGUAUACAACUUGACUAUUAAAGUCAGUGACAAAGGAGUGCCACAGUUAAAGUCUUAUGCAAGUGUUAUAGUGAAUAUCCUUGAUGUGAAUGAGAACAGCAUUGUUCCUGCAUUUGUCGGUGUGACUAGCCCUCUCAUGUAUAAAGAGGUAAAUGUUCUUGAGAACCAACCUUCUGGUACAUUUGUUAUCAAAUUAAAGGCUAAGGAUCAAGACUCAUGGUUUAUACGUUUUGCCAUAAUUGAUGGUACAGGUAUUGACAAGUUUGAAAUGCAACCUCAAACUGGCAUCAUAAGAACAACACAAGUAAUCCAUCGUGCUGAUACAGAUCAUUACUGGCUUACUGUCCAGGCCAAGGAUUGUGAGAUUUAUCCACUUCAUACAAACAUCCACCUCUUGAUUCAUGUGAUGCCGACUAAAGUCGUUGCUCCUUAUUUCAAGCCUGCUGUCUAUUACCCCACUGUACAAGAAAAUGUUAGAGCAGGAGAGAGUGUGGUCUCCGUUACAGCUCACAAUCCAAAUUCGGAUGGAUCUCGAUUAGUUUACUCUAUUGUCAGAGGAGAUGACACUAGUAAAUUUGCUAUUGAUAAAGACACUGGCCUUAUUAUAACCACAGUACCUCUUGAUCGAGAAGAGAAAGACUAUUAUGAGUUAACUGUUCAGGUAUCUACAGACACAACCCCACCCCAGUUUGCCAACCUAACUUUCCAAGUCACAGUAACAGAUGCCAAUGACAAUGGACCUGAAUUUAUAAGGUACGGUGAUGAUGAUGGUUUUAUUUAUGUUAAAGAACGAGAAGCCUCAUCAUCUCCUGUUGAACUCUUCCGUGUUUUUGCAAAAGAUGAAGAUAUUGGCACCAAUGGAGAUCUUACCUACAGCUUUACUUCACUUGAGGGCAGUAGCAGGAAUCUAACCAUCAAUCCAAAGAGUGGUGUUGUGUAUUCAGAACAAGCAUGGACCUUAGAUGACUUUCUUGAUUUUGAAAUAAGUGUAACAGAUGGAGGAGUUCCUCAGAGAUCUGCUUACCUUUCUGGAUCUCUAAUCUUUGUAGAAAAAAAUCCACCAAGUUCUAACCCUCCACAGUUUGAAAAAGAAAUCUACAGAGUCACCAUCAAAGAAGAUUUUGAUGUUGGAAAAUCUGUUUUAUGGGUUUCAGCUGCUGACAGAGAUUAUGACUCUUUGUCAUAUUCUUUUCUAUCAGGAAACAUUGGAAAUAAAUUCCACAUUGAUAGCGACAAGAUUAUGCUUGCUGGUAAACUUGAUCACGAAGAAGUGAGUUCUUAUAAUCUAACUGUUGCUGCUUCAGAUGACCACCAUGUUGCCACAACAACUUUGAUAAUUGUCAUAGAAGAUAUCAAUGAUAAUGCACCACAACCGGCAAUGACUGAAUAUCAGGUACAUAUAUCUGAGGAUGCAAAACCAGGCACUCUUUUGACGAAAGUUGAAGGUAAGACUCUCUCUAAGGACCAGUGUUAUGUAUGGCAGAGUCCAAUACACAGGAAAAAUUAACAGAUUCCCAUUUUUGGAUAUUUUAGGGUAUUUAAAGAAUACCCACAAAAAUCCCAAAUUUGGAAGAGUGAGACAUGCAAGUACCAACAAGGGAACUUGGUUGGGAAUUCCCUGGUUGGGACUUGUCUCACUUUGCCAAACUUGGGAUUUUUAUCGGUAUUCUUUAAAUACCCUAAAAUAUCCAAUAAUGGGAAUCUGUUAUUUUUUCCUGUGAUAUUUACAGUCGUCCAGUUGUCAGCGACCAGAAUUCAAUAGUAACAACCAAAUCACAACACAUGGUUGCCCUAGGCCUCUGGAGGACUGUAAUACAAGCUGCCAACUUCUUUAACAUACACCUAAACUUAUAAUCAUAGGUCUCAGAAAUUUUUGUCAAACCAAACAAAUUGAGUCAAAAGCCAUAAAAUCUCAUGGAAAUCCAUGGCCUCAAAAAUUUCAUUCAUAGUGGAAGACUGACUGACCUUGGCUUUUGUUGUCUAGUGGCUGGAAUUCACCUUGAGUAAUGCGCAACCUGCUUUUAAAAUUAAUUAACAAUUAUUGGACGAGGUUGAGCAAAAUAUCAUGGUUUGUCUGUGGCGAGCAGAUCAAUUAUUUGCCAAAGCUGAAGGCUGAGGCAAAUAAUAAUUAUUGAUCUGCGAGACUCUGACAAAUCACAAUAUUUUGCUAUAACUGAGUUCAAUAAUGUUGUUUUAUCAUUCGAUCACCGAGUUUGUUUUUUUUAAUGAAUAUCCUUGGGAAGCGAAGCAAUCUGCCAUUUUCACUCAAGAGCGAUCGCAAGAAGGAGAAAAGCACGGUUUCCUUUACACAUGAGUAGAAUAUUAUUUGCAGCUAAACACAGUUGGACGGCAUUGCACAUGAGCGGACCAUUAUUAAAUAAUACAAAUUUUGUAGGCAGUUAUUUGCAGGUCACGUGGUGGGCUCUCGGCCAAUGAAAAGAAAGAAAAAUUUGCUUCGAAUGAUAAUUCUGGAUACUCUGUUCUUGCUUGCCCGGUCAAUGCAAUAAUUAUUAACAAUAUUAUUGUUGGACAAGGUUGAGCAAAAUAUCAUGAUUUGUCUGUGACGAGCAGAUCAAUAAUUAUUUGCCUAAACCAAAGGCUGAGGCAAAUUAUUGAUCUGCAAGACACUGGAAAAUCAUGAUAUUUUGUGAUAACUGAAUUCAAUGAUUGUUUUAUCAUUCAAUCCCCGCGUUUGUUUUUUUAAUGAAUAUCCUUGGGAAGCGAAACGAUCUGCCAUUUUCACACAAGAGCAAUGGCAAGAAGGAGAAAAGCACGGUUUUCUUUACGCAUGUGCAGAAUAUUAUUUGCAGGCAAACACAGUUGGACGGCAUUGCGCAUGAGCAAACCAUUAUUUGUAGGCAGUUAUUUGUAGGUCACAUGGUGGGCUCUUGGCCGAUAAAAGAAAGAAAAAUUUGCUUUGAAUGAUAAUAAUCAUUAUUUUUGAAUUAUUAUUAUUAUUAUUGUUAUUAUUAUCAUUAUUAUAUUUAUGCCUAUAUUUUAGUAAACUAUUGUUAUUAAUUGACUAAGUAAGGAUUGAUUCAUCUCCCUCGUAUUUGCCUUUUGGAAUUUUUUACUGUUCUUAAGCUUUUAAUUAUUAAAAAAUUCCUGCAAAUGAAAUGUAACAGACAAAGGUAUCAUAGCAAAUAAAUCCAUCCUAAAUUUGUUAUUUUCAUGUAAUUUACCAUAAUGCUCGAAUUAGCACUCAGCGUCAAAUUCACUGUAAGUUCCCACUUCAAAUAAGCACCCUCCUUGUAUUUGCUAAAAAUAUUAAGUGUGUUCCUUCAAAUUAGUACCGACUCCAUUCCACUCUUCCUUACCAACUAUAUAGCUAAUGGUAGCCUUCAGUUCAUUAAAAAAGUGUAGAACAUAGAAUCACCGCACAAUAACCUCUUUGCUGAUCACUUAAAUUUCUUAUUUAUUUGACAGCUGUAGACCCAGAUGACAUUGAACAAAAACGUGGAGUUGCCUAUGCUAUUAAUGGUUCAGUAAUUCCAAAGUCCAUGUCACUAUUCAAAAUACAUAGCAAGACAGGGGAAAUAAAGACCAUCAAAGCUCUUGACUAUGAAGACAUGAAGGAGCACAUCCUCAUAAUUGAAGCCAAAGAUGAAGAGAAGAAUGCAAGAACAAGCCUGUUUUCAGUUGUUAUUUCAGUUGAUGAUGUCAAUGACCACAAACCAGUGUUUCUGAAAUCAGAUUUUGAAGCUGAAGUCAAUGUUAACAGCAGCCCUGGCACAUCCAUCAUCAAGGCAUUCGCAUUUGAUGAAGAUGAUGGUACAAAUGCACUACUUAAGUUCUCUAUCAAGGGUGGUAAUAGAAAUGAAGCCUUUUACAUCGACCAGAAUUCAGGGAUCAUUCAAGUGGCCAAAAACUUAGACCCCACCUUCAACAAAUACACACUUCAAAUCCAUGUAUCUGAUAGUGGUAGCACAGCCAAGACUGCUGAGGCACAAGUUGAGGUGAGCCUAUAUUCAGUCACAUUGUUUAAGUAUAGCAUCGCAGGGAUAUGAGGAUGGUGAUGAUGUCUGGAACAUAAGUUCACCAGUAUCCUUGAAACCGGGGUACUUAACAAAAUUUGUAGCGGGAAACCACAGCAAAAGGGCUGAACCCGGUCUUUCCCCUUGAUAUACAGCAUAUUAUCAAGAAAUAAGCUUCUCAAAUACAUUGUACAUUGUAAAUUCCAUAGAAAAUGGUGUUCCUUUCAUUUAUCCACAGGAAAAAAACACUUGCCUGUUUCCUACUAACAUUACUUUCCAGUUGCAUCUGUUCCAAAUACUUGUUAACUUUCUCUAACUACAUAAACAUCAGUUGUCCAUACCCUUCACAUGUAAAAGGCACACGGAAGGAAAUGAGAGAGCUAAUUGCACUCACAUGAUCACUCGUGGCCCUCUCUGCUCACCGCUCGAAAUAGAGAGCUUUUUCGCAGCUUAUUUUCGACAGAGCAUUAUAUAUAGAAAGUACACGAAGCAUUAAACAUACAUUGUAUCCCCCCUUAGUCUACAGAAUUAUCAUUUGUGGGUUUACAAUGCUUAGAGGGUGACAGUGAUAGUAUUGGCCCCUUGUUGAUAGAUAAAAGCUGUUUAAAAAGAAUAAUUAAAUUGCAUUGCCAACCAGACUAAAUGUGUUUAAUUUUUUUUUUUUGAUAGAUAUUUGUGGCAGGAAUCAAGAGACCAGCCAUAUUUGAUCGCCCAUUAUUCCAAGCUUCAAUCACUGAAAAUGUUGGCCCUGGAUAUCCCAUAAUGAAUGUUGUGUUUAAUGGUAGCCUAACAUCUUAUGAUCUCGUUCCUAUGGAUAGUGCCUGUUGGAAGGAUUUUGAGGUGAAUAGAAAAUCUGGACUCAUCACAAACAAGGUAUGAACAGAUCAACCAUUACUGAACACAGUGUAGUGUCCAACUCAGUUAAGGAGGUGCCAUAUUUCACUUUUGCAAACCGGCAAAAAAGUGCUGCUCAUAGCCUAUAUUUAACAGGGCUCCAUGAUACCAGAAAAACCUUGUAAUCAUUGGCAACAGGGAUGAGUAUCUUUUUUUGCAGGCAUUGCAAGAGAGUUUUACCUUUCAUAACUUUACUAAACUAUCCAGAAAACUUGUUUAACUUUUUUUGUUCCAUAGUUUGUCACCAAAGCUAAAACCUCUCCAAAUCGGUAUCUAACUUACUUUUUUCGUCUGAAUCAACAUUAUCUAACUCAAAGGAAACACAUAGAACGUGAGUUUUUAUUGAAUAACUGUGAAGAAACCAAUUGUUAAGUAGUGAGAUGUUUGUGGUCAACAAGUGGUGUACAAUACUUCAUCAUUACGCAAACCAAGGUCCAAAGUCUGUACUCAGUGGUGCCAGACGUCAUCUUUUUAUGAGAGCGUCUGAAAAAAAAGCCUCGUGCUUCUCAGAGGGUUCCCUUAUAAAUCACCAUUUCAUUACAGUUUUAUUACAGAAGGGAAAUAUGCAGCCACUUUAAUGACGUCAAUUGCGCCAUAAAUUUCCAUUUUUUGACCUCCACGUACUCUAAGGUCUUGGCAACUGUAAGGGCGCUACGAAAUUUCUUCAAUUAGUAUUUUUUUCAUUCUAGUAAAUUAUUUAAACACUUUGGCUAGUACGUUAUGUUUUGAUUAAAAAAAUAUUAUUUUGGAGUUUCGGAAAUAAAAGUACCAAGGAAAUCCACUUACAAGGCAAUUUGAAUACAUGCUGUAAAUUCAGCAUUGCAAUCGUCAUAGCAUGUGCUGAGAGUCUGCGAAAGACAAAUGUAUCCGCACAUUUAAAAGAAGAAUUAGGUUAGGUAUACAUUACUAUGCUUAGGAAGUAUUCCCUCCACGCGGUUAAAUUACUGGAGGCGAUUCCGGUAAUAUGAGUGUAUAUUUACCAAGGAAAAUUGAAACUUUAUAAGUGCAACAGUGUUAUAUUCUCGUCCAACAUCCCGCAAUUUUUGUGGAAUUCUCUGGUGGUCUGAUUUUCGUUGCGUGCUGAGCAUGAAAUGUAUUAUGCAAGCGCGUUUCUGAUUUCUUGGAUUUUUUUUUUCAGUACAUUUUCUUUCAUAACUGAUUGUUAAACCCGUCUGUGAAAUGUUUUUCCAAAAAAUCUCCACAAUGUAGUAACUAAACUUCAAAAAGACGUAGUUUUGAUACUGUGAGAGAGACAUUUGGAGUGGUAAAAAAUAUUUGACAGUCCAGUCACAGUGUGUCAGUUUCGUUUCAUCUGACUUAAAUAAAGAUGUGCGGUAACUUCUUAGCUAUGUCUUCGCAGAAUCGAAAGAAACUGUUUCCGUUGUUGCAAACCUUCCGCAUAUUGGAUACAAAAUGUUAUUUUCAUUUGGUUGCUGUUCGCGUGAGUUUACACAUAUGCUUUCCGUGAUUAUAUAAAUAGAACAACUUAAUACUCUGUGCGUGAAUUGCACGAUAACUUUUUAUCCAGCUAUCUCAAUUACCGGACACGUACUGUUUCAAUUGAUGUGCACUAGAAGAAAAUGUCUUGGUAAAUUGUAUUUGCAAAAGAACUUCUCAACGAAGAUUAAAGCAACAAAGUACUGCUUUUUGAAAUUGGUAGGUUCGCGAAUGGUCACACGUGGUGAUUUCAUUCAGUAGGGACCACCCUGUUUGGCUUUCUGAUAAACAACAAAAGAAGUGUAUUUAGUGUCAAUGCUAUAGUAUAAAUGCGCUUCAAUGCGCUAAUUACCUUUUUUUCUGUCACUCGAGCGCGCCAUCUUAUCACGAAAACAAUUUGCACAAAACUGGGGGCGAGAGAGUGGCUGAACUUGGAACAGGGAACAGGCUACGCUAUAGAUGGAAUUCUACGUUUGCAGCAGAGUAUAGGUGCUCUAUUUUCUAUUCAGAAACCAGCGCUUGCUUAUCAUGACCCUGUCAAAAGUUUUUUCAACUUAAAAUUAAUGAUUUCAUCGACAUGACGUCCGCAGUCAAGGUUCAGUAAUUCUAUUCUUUGUAUUAUGUUCUACAAGAAAUGGUUGAAAUUGUUUCAUUUCAAAGUGACAGUUCUCUCGUGGCAUUGAGCGAAUUUCAUCAAUAACUUUCUGCCUGUGGUGCGUAGACGACGCCAUUUUUCGUCUUUAUUUCUUCAGGGUCGUAAAUUUACGGCAACUGUUAAUGAAAUCAAAGACCAUUGCACUUAUGAUAGGUUUUUGUUUCCAAAUCUGUUAUCCUCUUUAAAAAAUGUAGCAAAUCAGUUCGUGACUUGUUAACAUAUACUAAGGUUAACCUUUGACCUCCUUAGUCCGUGGUUUUGUAUUCUUUCUGCGAUCAAAUAUUUCGUGAGGACGCCAUAUGGACUAUAUGCCCCGCCCGGCGGGUACAAUGCAAAGAAGAACACUCAAGAAGAAAAAAUGGCAUCUAGUUUGUUUAGUUUGCAUUUAAACUGCUAUUUAUGUAAGCUGAAUUUUCAGUGCUUUGUCAGAUCACUUAGCGACAUGGAAGCUUCAUUUUUUUUAAUGAAACUUAAACUCCUUCAAUUUAAACCUAUAUUCAAUGCUUCAUAACUUUCCGAAAGACCAUCGCGCAAGGCAAAAGCUUUAAGACGAAAUGUAUAGUACUUCAAUAAAUUCAACGUGGUUUAAUUGCAGCUGCAUAUAGCGCUCGCAUGAACCCAAUGAUUAUUUUUAUUGUUUGCAAGCUCAAAUACAAUAAAAGUUUCCUAAUGACUGAUGCGAUGGCCAUACGUGUGGCUGCAAGUAAACCCAUCGGAAUGCUCAAUAAAGUCAUAACACUACCUCAUACAUGACAAAAACUACAUGAUAAAAAAGAUACGUAGAUUAUGUAAAAAAAUUAAAAUGAAGAAAAUGAAAAAAAAAGAAAGAAAAGAAAAAGAUUCAAUACUAGCAUCAGCCAGUAGGAAUCUUUUAUUGUACUCUUGUUUUAAGUCUUGUAGAUAAUAGUUAAGUUUUUUUUGAAAAAUCGUCUUUCUUUUCCUCUUGUUUGUGUCUGGAAGCUUUUUUGUUCCUUUUUAUUGUCUCCGUAUGUCACUUUAUCUUUUAUUUGUGAUUAAGAGUUAAGCCCAAAGUUACAAAUAAAAGAAGAGGGAGAAACUUCAAUGUAACAAAGAACUGUCACUCCUAGUAUUGACAACUCUGCUUGAGGUCUUGUCUCGAUGAGCUACUUUCAAUUUGGUUCUAAUCCGUGGAGUUGUGUUCCGACAUAAAAGUUUUUUUGAAAAACGUGCUUGAUCUUAAGCCGGCCAAGACGUGUUUAAACAAAUAAACAAAACCAGGAUUGACGUUAAAUCUGAAUCUGGAAUUUUCUAUGUCGUUCCUCAAUGAGAAGAGAUCCCGUAAAACAGGCCAGGCCGUUUCCGAGCGCCAAACACUCAGGUUAUGUUCACACUAUGUCGGAUGGCUCUUCUGUCCGCACGGAAACCAUCCCGGAUAGCAGAGCUUCUGUUCAUACAUAAGCCGAGAACGAUGAUUUCGGUGCGAUUUCUGUAACGAAGCUAAGCUGCGCCGCUCCGAUCUCCAAAGUGGAGCGUCACAUAUCGGACAGGUUUUGUGCCAGACUUUGGUGCAGUGUGAACAGGAAGAGAAGUAGAAGUAGAAGCGACGACUAUAGGGAGAUUAAGAUUCACGUUUACGCCAAACGGCAACGUGAAUUUGUACCACGUGAACAAGUUUUCCCCUUAUUUUCCGUUUACUCGUUAUUGCUUCUACGCAAAAAUAAGUAAUUUUAUGCCAGUUUUAUCCUUUUGAAUCGUUCUGAACUGUUUUUAUCUGCUUAUCUUCUAUUCUGAGAAUUGAAUCUGACGUUUGCCGUUCGCGGUAAACGUGAAUCUUAAUCUCUCUUAUAAUCCACUGACACAGUAGUAAAUAUUAUUCAAGGGUGAGGACUGCGAUUCAGUUCACCAAACCCUGUCGGCCAACACCUCCGGCGGCGGCGGCGGCGGCAUGAUGUUUGAUGUGCAUUGUGAACAAGUUUUUCCAGUUCGACACGAAAAGUUAUCCUGUAUAGUAUAAACAUAACCUCACUGUGAACUGAAACGAGGUUAACAAAGUACAAAGGUUUUUUUUUUUUUUUGUAAAAAUAAGUUUUGUUUGCGUUAGGAUAAAAAAAUCAUUUUCGUACCAAUAGUCUCGCAUGUGCCCUAAUUUUAAAACAGAGUUUUAAGGGAUUUCUGAAAUAGCUAGGCUCGAUUUCCGCCGCUCUCUCGUGAGAGGGGCGCGGGCUCAUUUCACGAGAAAGCGGCUGGUAAUCGAGCCUAUGAAAUAGCCUGUCUAAGCAUUUUCAAGUCCUGUAAAACAAUAUCGUGCCGCAACGUCUUAGAGCCUGUUUACAUGGAGGUGGGGGACCCCAGCUAGGUGAGGUAAAAUAUGGCGGGUCACCCCACCUAUCAUGUAAACGUGAUCAAAUUAAAAUGAGAGAUCAUAUGGACAAACGGGUUACCCCACCUAAGCGGGUUAUCUCACCUACAUGGGGUCCCUCACCUCCAUGUAAACAGGCCCUUACAAACGUAAACCUAAUUGACCACUCCAGAAAUACCAUAACAUACCAUAAUGCUCUUUGUUUGUCACCCCAAAGCAAAAGCAUUGUCUUCAGUUUCUCGUCGGAGUCAAAGUGGCCCCAAGAGAAACUGAAAACAAUGCUUAUGCAAAAUUUUGGGUUGACAAACAGAGAGCAUUAUGGUAUGUUGUGGUAUUCUCUGGAAUGGUCAAUUGAUUGUCGUGGUGUGGGUUUGAAAUGGAGGGAGAAAAGAGAAGGUAGUGUCAACAUCUCCUUUUACAUGUUCAUAAUUACCACUAUCGAAUCGUAUUUCUGCAAAUCAUUGAUCGUUAAAAUUUACCUUUUCUCUCCUCUUAGAAAUCUUUUGACGCUGAAGAGAUGAGUGAAUGUAAGCUUACCAUUGGCGCCACCAGUAGUGAGGGCGACGAAGGGCAAACUCAAGUGAUUGUAAAGAUAAUUAACGAAAACGACAAUGUACCAGUCUUUCGCAAGGCGCUGUACUUUGGUUACGUGUCUGAGGGCCUACCUGAAAAGUCUGCUGUGACAGGUGAAAACGGAGAACCCCUUGUGAUCAACGCCACGGAUGCUGAUGUCGACGGCAGUGAUUUGAUUUACGAGAUUGUUGGAUGUUCAGCGUUCAUUAUUGACCCUCGCGUAGGAGCACUGACUACAGCUGAGGUACGAACAGCCUAAUUUUUGUCUUUUAUCUAGAUGGAAUUUGCAGUAUUGGUUUUCAGUAGAAACAACAACAUUACCAACAUUUUGAUUCCAGCAUCGAAAACAAAAGGUUCGCCACUUUAGAAAAGGGAAGGAAUCAGGAGCCGAAGUGCGUCGCGCAAUUGUUCCUUGGAUCGUUACUGGGGAGGCGCCGUGAAGCUGUUAGAGACUUUAAGAUCCAAAGACGUGACGACAACGAGAUCGUGGAUUAAUAAGCUAACUUGCGUUCUUUCAGUCUGAAUUCUAAGGGACAAUACCCAAGUUCAGAAAGAGAAAUAAAAUUUCGUCGUUGCUUGUUUACGUUCCAUAAAACGCGAAAUUAGGCAUUUUCGUGUCGUAGUAGUGUUAUAAUGGCAAAGAAAUGUACAGAAAAGUGUGAUGCACGUGCAAAGUUGCUGUUUCGCUCCUUAAACUUAUUGUUUUUGACGUUCUCUUUGCCGUAGCGUCGUUGGAUCUUAAAGUCCUUUUUGACCAAUUUUUUCCCGUCCCAAUUAACAAUCCAGAAGACUUUAUGGAAGUGAACUCGGUCAAUUUCCCUAAGUUCUCGUUUCUAAAGUGGCGAAUUACUUAGUGACUUGUCGCGUGGACGGCGGGUCUACGCGUCACUUUUCUCAUUCAAGAUAUCUGUAUGACAACCUCAUUGUGCCGGUGGUGAGAGUUCAACUGUGUCAGUGGUGCGUUAUACAGUGUGAUCCAAUCUUUUCUGUGUUACUUAUUAGAUGGUAGUUUUGGAUAACCACUUUUUACCUUCCUUAUUAAAUACCCUUCCAGCACUUAGACUAGUACCAACACAAACUCAACUUGCAAGUACAAGAGUUUUAUUAGGCGUAACACUCAUGUUUUUCUUGUUUCUUCAUCUUAAGGUGUUUGAUUUUGAGAUGGUGUCUUCGUACAAGUUCAAGGUCAAAGUUUCAGAUGGUGGUGUCCCAAGUUUUGCUGCUUUUGUAGAUAUAGAAGUCUUUAUACAAGAUGUAAAUGACAUACCACCUACCUUCAUCGCGCACACUUUCAGCGCCACCGUCUUCAUUCCAACUUUUCCGGGAGCUGAAGUUGUUAAAGUUAGCGCGGUUGACGGAGACUCACCUGCUCUCACCAACCUUAGUUAUUCUAUAGCUACACCUCAUCUAGAAGAAAAAUUCAGCAUUUCUCCAUCACUUGGUAUCAUCACCGUGAAGAACGUAUCACUUGUAUCUGAAGCUACUUAUCACAUGAAAGUCUCUGUUUCUGACGGGAAUUUCACCGACGAAACCACUGUUGAUGUCCAUUGCACUCCUCUGCCGCUCAGUGAUUUGAAAUUCAGUCAGAAAAUCUAUAGUACUUCUGUGUUGGAAGGAAUCAGUACAGAAAGAGAAAUAGCUACAGUGCGGGCGGUAGGCUAUUCGGUCUCAGAGUUCGUUACCUACUCAAUCGUUACACCUUCAGAUGUUUUCUUGAUCUCUGAAAGUACAGGCGUCGUGUCAACCCUUCCCGGAAAGGAAUUUGAUCGUGAAGCAGUAGAUCAAUAUGAAGUCGUCGUGCAAGCUCGAGAUGGUGGGAAACCGUUGCCAAGAGUUGCUCAAAGUGUUGUGCAUGUGACCAUAGACGACGCUAACGACAAUGUGCCAAAGUUCAUCGAGGAGACUUACUUUUUCGUUGUCCAAGUCAGCGCGGAUGUAAAAUCUUCUGUUGGUCGCGUAAAAGCUUUAGAUGAGGACAUCGGUAGCAAUGGUAAAGUCAGGUAUGUGCAGAAUAUUGAUUUGUCCCUAAUUUUGAGACAUGCGUGCUUGUAACCGACCGAGUCGGGCUCGAAUUUUAAUUUGUUGUACUUCGGGAUAUGAAGAUGAUAUUAUAUGGAGAGUAUUAGAGUUUAACGUGCGUACGUGCGUAAAAUUUACGUUCGCAAAUAAAAUAGAGGCAAUGCAUGAAGGGUCGCUCGUCAGCGUAAAAGUUGAACCUCGCUCAGCUUCUCGUUUAAGCUCAGCACUUUUUAUCUUGCCCCUAUUUUAUUUACGUUAUUAAAAUUUACGUCCGUUACCGUGCGUAGCCAAAAACGCGUCAGUGGAAAUCAACCUUAGGGGGAAACUAUAUUCGACACUUAAAACUUUAUUUCAGUUUAUUGUUGAGCGUGUAAAUGCUAGUCCACUGAUAAAGGAUAUUCGUUGCCGGGAAGGAAUUUCUUUCUCGAGAUUUCACCAGUGACCUAACCAUCAUAACACAGUCUUUAACAUUUCUCUAUUUUAGCUACUUCCUCAAAAGUGGAGGUGACAGUCGUUUUGAAGUUGAACAAACCACAGGUAACAUCAAGGUCCGUCAAUUGCUGGAUGAUGUAGCCAUUCACAGCGUCUUCACCCUUGAAAUCGAAGCCCGUGAUAACGGCCUGCAGCAACUGAGCGCAAGAGCGGUUGUGCAGGUGAAAGUGGUGGAUAAGGAGACGCCAAUAUUCCAUCAGUUGUCUUACAGUAAGGUGCUGUCAGAGGAUGUAAAAGUUGGCGAGGAAGUAGGUCGCAUUCAAGCCAGGAGUCCGGGUGGUGCCAGUAUCCUCUAUAGCAUCGUGCAAGGAGAUCCAUUGAAUCAGUUCUCUAUUGAACUGAAAACAGGUAAACAAUUGUCAAAACAUUGUCAGUAAAUGAAAGAAAAGCACUCAGGGUUGAAGCUAUUAAUCAUGCACAUUACCAAUAGGCAAUUUCAAAACCAGGCCAACUGCAAAAACUGUGAAAAUGAAUUUCAUUUGUAUGUGAACAAAAGCUCGUUUUCAUAUCAAUGGCCUUGCACUUAUCAUCGCUUCGAAACAGGGGCUUGGGGCAAUUCGGAAAUGGCUUCUUUCGCGAAGGACGACGAUACUAUUGGCGGUUUUGCGCAAGAAAACCUGUAACCAGUGGGAGUGCGGUAUAGUCACUACCCUUCACCAAAGCCCCUUUGGUUUAUUUCUUUCCCGAUUUUAAUGCGCAGCUCAGCAUGAUUAUUGUAACUUGUACAUAAUGAUUCUACUUACUAUUUCCUUACUUUUAAGGCGUCCUGACAGUAGUAGAUUCUCUUGACUACGAAACUCUUACGAGUUACCAGCUCACCGUCCGCGCGACCGAUGCCAAGACAUUCUCAUUUGGAGAAAUAAAUGUCGACAUCACUGUCACUGAUGUCAAUGAUAUCCCUCCACUGUUCAACCGAUCACUUUAUCUGGCGAAGGUUUCCGAAGCCAUGCCGAUUGGUACCUCGGUUAUUUCCGUUUACGCGUUCGAUGGAGACUCCGGUAUCAACAAGGCUUUGACCUACCAACUGGACAGUAAAACUAGUGGAUUUUUCAUAAUUAGCCAGGAUAACAACGAAAUCUCAGUCGCCAAGAAACUCGACUAUGAAGCACACGUGGUCCACGAAUUCAAGGUCAUAGCCACCGAUGGUGGAAGUCCACCGCUGACUGGGGAGGCACGCGUACGCGUCGUGGUCGAAGAUGCCAACGACAACCCACCCAAGUUUGAACAGGACAACUACGCCACUUCCGUGUCUGGUGGAGUAGGGCCUGGAUUCUUCGUCACGCGGGUCAUUGCUACAGAUCCAGACCAAAGUGAUGUUGGAAAGUUGCAUUACUCUUUUACCUCUGGGAAUGGCAAGGAGUUCUUUGAACUGGAUUCGAAAUCGGGUGUUUUAACCAUCUCCAGAAAAGCUGGUCUUGAGCGCGGUAAAGUGUAUGACCUUGGCGUACAAGUCACAGAUGGAAAGUGGACUGCUAAGACUAGUGUAAGAGUCGUUAUUGGGGAUACAAACGACCACAGCCCAGUCUUUGACCAGGAAACCUACACUGUCGAUUUGCAAGAGAAUUACCCCGAAGGUAUGUUUAUUACCAUGGUCACAGCCACCGACGAGGAUUCUGGCAAAUACGCCCGCAUACGGUACUCUAUAGAUGACGUGGAGGCGUCUGAAAAGUUCUCCAUUGAUGCUGAUACAGGAAUGAUAUACAGCAGGCUUACUUUUGACCGCGAGAAUUCAUCUCACGCCUUCACAUCUGUUCCUAUACGAGCCACAGACGGCGGUGGAAAAUUUGGAUUCUGUACCGUGGAGGUAAGAGGCUCUCUCCGCUUGCUCUUAUACUUAAAUUCAGGACGCUGGUGUAAAUUGUAAAUAAUUUUCAGUGUAUGUCGAAAUCCGCCUUGGGGCCCAUUGGUCGAACGUCCCGGUAACGUUUCGGGGCCAAAAUCAAACAUCCAAAUCAAAAUCUAAAAAAUUAAUGCGCAAGUCCAUGAAAAAAAGCCUGCCCAUUUUGUGUCGUUAACUGAGAAUUUUUAUUAACAAGAGCUUUCCGGACCUGUUAAUCAUCGCGACGUUUGAGAAACGUUCCCCUCAGAUGAAUAAACGUUUCUCGGACACUUUGGGGACCACGAGUGUAUUUUCUUUUUCCAUUAAUUAACAAUUAUUCCUCGAGCCCAAAUAGGCUCUCAGUCAGUCCAUGAGGCCGAAGGCCGAAUGGGCUAUUGACUCAAAGGUCAUGAGGGCGAGAGGAAUAAUUGUUUUAGUAAAAUCCAACUAGUUGGUCAAAAAUAUCGAGAAUAAAAAAAUUUUAGUUAGUUAAAACUAGACUUUAAUCCCUUUUUGCCGCCAAAAAGCCCGCGCCUUUCGCUACUAGUGGGCUAUAACAGAUAACCUAGUAGCUCAACCAAUUAGAACGUAGCAUUGAUAAUAGACCACUAGUUGGAUUUUACUAAUUAUUAAUAUUCUCAAUCGUUCUUAUUCGUGUAGACUUGCAUUCCAGGUUUAAUGAUGGUGCGUUGAAUGUCAUUUUGGUUUGGGGUGAAUAGUUUUCAGUGUCUGGAAAGACUUUCUUUUGUAGAGUCGCUUGUUGUUUCAUAAAAACUUUCUUCACAAGUGACCUUUCUCCUUUCAACAGGUACGCAUCUUAGACGAGAACGAUAAUCAGCCAAAAUUCGAGCUUACUAGCUACGAGAUAACCAUUCAACAGUCGAAGCCUGUGGGUUCUCACAUCCUAGUGACGUCAGCAAGUGACGCAGACACGGGAAGUAACAGUCUGCUGACCUACGUCAUACUCGGUCACCAGACCCCACCGGUAUUUGAGAUCGAAACGGACACAGGAGCGAUAAAAAUUGCCAAACAACCACAAGUAAAAACUUACAGGUUUUAUGUACUGGUGAAGGAUGGUGGCAGCCCACAGUUGGGUUCCAUGGUUCCUGUUUCGGUCAAUGUGGUAACAAAAGACGCAAAGAUCUUGCAGUUUAACAAGCCUGAGUAUCGAGUAAGCAUAGCAGAAGAUGCUAAAGUUGACACCGUGGUAACAAUAGUGCGUCCUUCGUUUCCUGGCAGCACACGCCCGCUCAUUAGCUUCAAGAUCAUUCCUGGGAAUUCACCUUCGUCGCGUGGAGAGAAGUUCAGCAUUGACGCUAACGGACAGAUUAAACUGGAGGAUCCAUUGGAUCAUGAGACCCUGAAGAGAUACGUUCUUGUUAUAGAGGCGGAAGCGGCUUCAGCCUCCCAAGUGGCGCGUACAGUUGUCAUUGUGUCAGUUGAAGACAUUAAUGACAACACUCCUCACUUCUUGGCCAAUCCCUACAGAGUCAGUGUUCCUGAGAAUAUCGAAAAUGGGUCGAAGGUGUUACGAGUGUUUGCCGAGGAUUUAGACGACUCCAUUAAUGGGCAGAUCUUAUAUGAAUUUGAAGGAGACCCAAAGUUCUUUGCGAUUGACCAGCACACAGGCUGGAUAACCACAGUAAAACAUCUUGAUCGCGAAGUCUUUAACUCGCGUAUUCUCCGCGUGCGUGGGACUGAUAGAGGCAACGCCACGCAGUUAUCGGGUCAGACCGCUGUUCACGUGACUGUGCUGGAUGUGAAUGACUCACCGCCAAAGUUUACCGAAGAUAUUUUCGAGUUCGUGGUGCGUGAAGAUGCCAUUAUUGGGCAAGAGAUAGGCACGAUCGAAGCUGUCGAUGAAGAUUUGUACUCUGAUAUUUACUUCUUUAUUAUGUCGGGUGAUCCUCAAACGAAAUUUGUCAUCGAGCAGAAAACUGGUAAGGUUUCACUGCAAUCUUCUCUUGAUCGCGAGUCGGUUUCCUCGUAUAAACUAAACGUGAGUGCAUCAGACGGUCUGUACACAAGCUUCGUCACUCUAAAUAUCACUGUGCUUGAUGCCAAUGAUAAUCCUCCUGUUUGUACCCAGUCCAUCUUCAUUGAGCAUGUUCAGGAAGACGUAAAGCCUGGGUUCGAGGUCUUGGUAGUUGAGGCAACUGAUGAAGAUGCAGAUGAUAAUGGAAAGUUGAAAUACUCUGUAUUCGGUCAAGGGAUCGGAGUCUUCUCGGCUGAAAAUGGGACAGGUGAGUUGUCACGCUAGUCCUUUCUUGCGUUACGUUGAUUGUUUGAAACGCAAUUUUGCCCGAAUCGUUGAAGUGAAUCUUAAUUAGUGAAGUCCUGAUUCGAAGAAUCAAGUUUUACUAAGAAAGCCACGUUUCCGAAAGUGUUUAUUGAGCUUUACUGACACCGUAAGAACAAACUGGUGUGACAGGACGGAACAUCCCCUUGACAAAUACUUUGUCUACAGUCUCACUAGCCUGCCUAGCUGGCGGUAUUGUCUCGGUGCGCAAUUAAAGUUUUGGCGGCGGAGCCGUGAUGCAAAGAAGGGAGGGGCGCUUACGCCGCUCUUGACGGCUUGGCUGCCAAAUCUCACUCGACUACUACACAAUGCCGCCGGUUACGCAGGCUACAGUCUCACAUUAGAAUGCCCGCAGUUUAAAGGAGUAGAACUAUAUGUCGUGAUCAUAGAUAAGAAGGGGCUAUUUUGCUACCAGUUGAUCGUUUCUUUGAUUUCUAAGGUCAAUCGCGGUACCUAUGUCAAUACAAAAGCAUUACCAACAGUGGGGAGGCGGGGAGGUGGACCGUAAAACAGUAAGAGUAGGCAGAGCAUAAACAAUGUUGCUGUAUGAUUUUCGGAAGAGAACUAAUCAAAUAGGCGAGUGCUUUCUUGUUUUGGGAGCAAGCAAAUAUAAUAUCUCAACACGAUCAAACGCUGCAUUGCUGGCGUUUUUGACACAUUUUCUGUUUAGCUGGCUUGUGAAAUCUGGGUGAAAGUUGGUUUGGGGACUGCUCUCGCAAAUCGUGUGAUUGGUGUAACCGUUUUUAAAUAUUAUAUUUUAUCUCAUUUCAACAUUAGGUCGUCUACUAACAGCUGCUCUGCUGGACCGAGAGACUCAUGACAUGUUCAACUUUAUGGUGUCAGCGGAAGACCGUGGAGGGCAGGCGUGCUUUAGCAAUAUUACAAUUAUCCUCGAUGACAUCAACGACAACGAGCCAGUCUUUACUCAGGCGGAGUACAGGAAGUCAGUAUAUGAAGACGCACGAUUGAACACGGUGUUACUGCAAGUGAAAGCAGACGAUGCUGAUGUAGGAAGGAACAGAAAAAUAUCUUACUCCCUUUUGAAUACGGCAGGAAAUACAUUCAGUAUUGACUCCGAGAGUGGUAUUAUAAGCCUAGAGAAGUCUCUGAACCGAGAGGUACAAGAGUCGUAUUCUUUAACUGUACAGGCUCGAGACAGGGGAGAUCCUUCUAAGUCGUCUACCUGUUCUGUAGUGAUACAGGUACUAAAUAUUAACGACUUGCCACCUGAAUUUGAAGAGACAAGCUACAAGGCCAACGUCAGCGAGGAUUCUUUAAAGGGAACGCAAGUAACAACCAUGCAUGCUAUAAGUCGCGAGGCUGGUGACGAGGAUAUAACUUACACCAUUCUUCAAGGGCCUGAUUCGGACAUGUUCCAGAUUGACAAGGUUACUGGAGCUGUUACCUUACAAGGCAGCUUAGAUUACGAAUCCAAGAAAAGCUAUUUGUUGACGAUUCAAGCGAGUGAUGUUGGUCCUCCUGUCCUAUCCGCUACAACGUCAUUGAAAAUUAUUGUUACUGAUGCGAAUGACCAUGUCCCUGAAUUUGGACAGGCCUUUUAUAGGCCUAAAGUCGACGAGAACUCUUACAUUGACAAGUUUGUGCUUCAGGUCUUCGCAACCGAUCUCGACCAUGGCUCCAAUAGUGACAUCCGUUAUUCUAUCGUUAAGGGAAACGAGGUUGGAAAGUUUAAAAUUGAUCCCAUAAGCGGUGUUAUAAGCGUUGCCGCAUCUUGUGACUAUGAAUUGAAGUCCGAGUACACUCUGACAGUACGGGCUCAAGAUGAAGGCAAACCUCCGCUGUCCUCCGAGACCGAAGUUAACGUGCAAAUCAACGAUGUUAAUGAUAACCCGCCGGAGUUCUCUCACACCAAUUUCACGGUAUCCAUAAGAGAGAACGCACCAUCAGGUACCACAGUGAUCUUCUUAAGGCCGCACGACCGAGAUGGCCAUGGAAAUGCAGGACCCUUUAAUUUCAUGAGAUUGGAAGGAGACGGAUCCAAGUUUAAAUUACAUAGAAAUGGUCUAAUUACCAAGGUGGGUCCUUUGGAUCACCGAGACGGCGAGCAUAAGUUUAAAUUCCGCGUGUUCGAUAGUGGUGAGCCUCCGCGGUUUACCGACAAGACGGUUACCAUCAAAGUGGUGGAAAGUAUCACUCACCCUCCUGAGGUUGAGCCGCUGGCCGUGUAUCUUAAGUUGUACAGCUCACAGUUUAACGGUGGAGUCAUUGGAAGCGUUAAAGGGAGCGAUCCUGACAAGGACCCUCUCACGUAUUCAAUUGUGGAGCCUGGUGCAGUGAGCCCCUUCACUAUAACCCCGGAUGGAGUCAUCAGCGCGAUAUCCAACGUCCUUAGCAAAAUUUACAGACUCAAUGUUAGUGUCACAGACGGCAAGUACUUCACGUAUGCUGAUGUGGAGAUCGACGUGUCUGAUGUAACAGAUAACAUAUUAGAACACUCUCUUACUCUACGUUUAGCUGACCUGGGUCCUGGUGCUUUUGUGGAAAGGAACCUUGUAAAAUGCCGAAAGUACUUGGGCAGUCUCCUGAGGGUUCCCGCUCGGAAGGUUCAUAUUUGGAGCCUGCAGUCCGCCGAUUCCAAUUUGGACGUUGUGUUUGCUAUCAUGAAGCGUCACAAGGUAGGACUUCUUUUUGCAAUACGGUCUCGUGGCGUAGGUAUGCCCUGUUAGUGUUUCUUAGAUUAAUAGACUCCCUUGUUUAAACUCAGAAAACCAUCCGAAAGAAUGAAGCAAAAAGCGCUCAAAAUAGGCUAGUCAUCUGUAGUCAGUAGUAAAUUGGGACCAGUCUGCGAUCGAUGUUCCUCUUGGGAAUAUCAGUAAAGUAAAAAAUGAUUUCAUGUGAUUCACCCGCAUUAGCCUCGACUGCAAUCUAGUCCCAGUUUUCUGUCGAAGAAACGAUCUCUCAACCCAGGCGUCCAUUUCCCACGCGGUAGCCAUGAUAUAGUACCUACCAUAUUUUGUUUCUAUACUUUGUAUUCUUAUCUUUUUUUAGCGGCAAGGAAUUUUGAUCCCUGGCUUAGGGAACACUCUCGUUUGCUCUUGUUUCCUCAUAUUAAAUCCCAGUUCUUCUUUUACAGGGUUUCUUUGAUUCCCAUCACAUCGCACACAAGUUGAACUCUUCUCGUGGCGAUUUUGAGCGGACUGUUGGAGUCAAGGUGGCUUACAUUGGCGUCAGCCAGUGCCGUCUGAUGCAGUGCCCUGAGAAUUAUUCAUGUCAAACGGUUUUCAAACCGCAGAACAAGCAGAUAAGAAUCAUGUCAGAACGAACAACUUACAUCAGUUACGAGCAUUCUAGAAGUCACGCGUGUAUGUGUGACCGUGACAGAGGUGAGUCAUUGCUUGGCCAAAAAAAAACCGUGUUUGUGCCGACAUAAAUUCUUCAUGCAGGCGUCUGCUUUUUUACGUCCUGUCUCACGUGAUAGUAUUUUGAGGAACAAUAAUGCAAGAAACAGCUCACGUAAACUUCUAACAGUCCUCCUUACAGGGCUCCCGAGCGGAAGCCUUUUCUUACAGUGCGACCACACGAACGGCAGCCACCCAGACAAAAUGUUGAGAUAAAUUUUGAAAUUAGCUAAUCACAAGUAGAGAUCUACACAAUGAAAUUGUGCAUAACUAUGCUUGACCAGUUCUCUGUUGUUUUGUUCAACAGGCACAAAAUUCAAAUUUAUAACUGCUUCCGGCCAACCCAGACGUUUUCAAAAUUUUUUUCAGCUUGAUUUAUACAAACGUCACUAUUCCAUAUUUAUAUCCUAUAGAAAAAUGGUUCGUAGCGUACUUUGAAGUGGCUCUGAGUACAAUUAUGCGCAAUUUCAUUCUUUAGGUCUCGACUUGUGAUUAGCUAAUUUCAAAAUUUGUCUCAAAAUUAUGUCUGGGUGGCCUCGGUUCGUGUGAUCGCCUUGUAAAUGAAAUAAGCCUCGACCACUUAAGUUUAGCGUUGCCCUUGUUGUCGCUUGUCCAGUCCUCAACUUGUCUUUCAAAAAAUCCUGGCAGCAAGAUAGCAUUUACUUGAUAACCUUGUCAAAAUUGAUGGUGAAUGGAAUCAGGAGAAGAAAUAAGAACUGUAGUUAGAUUUAAGCCAGUACCAAUUGAUCAACUGGUCAAAGGUUUUAGCUUAAUGACAAAUUGUUAGGGAUUUCACCGCAGAUGCAAAACUAAAGACCAACACUACUCGAGUGGGUCUUGUGUUCAGGAUAGAGUAACACUUGAUGUGACGUUAACACGGAAUUAUUUUGAUUCUUAAUAUACUUUUUGGCCGAUUAUUAACUACGUUGUUAUGUUCAUGAUCAGGCUGUAUGAGCGGCACAAGUGGUAAAUGCUCUUCCAAACCUUGCCCUGCUGGCUAUGAAUGUGCGGACGUAUUACAGGGAUUUCAGUGUAAGUGCGUGGACUCAUCUAAGUGUGACCUGGAAACACCAAUCUGCCAGGACACUUCAUGCAUCACAGGUAUGGAGUACUUUUCCUGUGUUAUAUACUUUUCGGGCAUUGUAAUAUUCCUAAUCGCUUCGACAUCUCUCUUGAUAUGGUGCAUUCUCUACUUCUUUAGUGAUCUACACUGUUAGGGAAUUAAGUAAUACAGUAGUGAGUGGCCCCUUAUACUUUCCCUAGUGUGACGCUUGGCAACGAUGGCUCCUUUAUUUAACACAGUCACCCUUUUGUUCAACAGAGCGAACAUUAGUACUCUGCUUGUCGACUGGGAAGGAAAAUUAUUUUGUAUUUGAUUGUUUUAAAGUUUGUGUGUAAAAAAGUACUAAUGUCCUGGGGCUCUGCAGAACAACCCCCAACUGAACUACAAAUAUAUCCGAAAAAAGGAAUCUGGAAUGUAGAGGGAUUUGCUUAAGACCGUUUGAUUUGGUGUCUGUAGGUGACAAGGCAAUGACGUUUGGAGGCGACUCUUACAUAAAAUAUCAGUUGAAGGAAUCGUUUGACGAACCUUCCCGUUCCAUCAGCUUCGCUCUCAAGACAACUGAACCACAGGGUACUUUGGUGUUCGCCGCGGGACAGUAUGACUAUAGCAUCCUGGAGGUUUGUACGGCAAAUUAAAUUUCUGUUUUUGAGUGAGCUGGCAAUAAAUGUAAAUCCAAAAAGGUUUACCUUGCUAAAUUGAUUCCUAAAGGACAGGUCACCAGAGGACAAUUUUCCUCAGUGGCUUAAAUUAAGGAUUGUUUUCCUUUUAGAUCGUUAAUGGCCGUCUGCAGUUGCGUUUUGACUUCGGCAGUGGCGCAGGCGUAGUGGACCUCGACUGGGCCAGAGUGAAUGAUGGGACAUGGCAUCACGUGACAGUUAAGCGGCAUGGUAACCACGCUACGCUGAUCCUUGACAAAGGCCGACAUCGCGCCUGGAACAAGUCACCAGGGAAAAUGAGAAUUCUGAAUCUAGAUGAGAACGCCAUUUAUUUCGGCGCUAAAGUUGUGCGGUCAGAUCGAAGAAGAGAUACAAGCAAUCUAGGUAAGAAAUUUUCACUUCUAAAAAUCAGUUGUGUUUACCUGCUGAGUGAAAACUUACAGCCUGUUUUUAAAUAGCAUAAUACUCUUUAUCAUCACUCGAGUUAACGAUGCUGUAUUUCAGAAGCAUAAGGGAGGAAAUGUCUUUUGUGUCUAUUCAACCUAGUUUGUUGAAAAGACCCGUCCUAGACGUCGAACUAUUUUUGAGCCCAACUUAAUUGGAAUUUGGGUCGACCCAAAUUGACAAAAGUACAUCUUUUGGUUCAUAUGUCGAAAUUAAUUCAUUUUGAGCAAAAAAUCAUGAAAUUUCAAAAUAUCAUGUGAUUACUUAUCAGAAACAGGAGCAUGUCGGAAAUAACGCAUUAUUUUCGGCUCCUGAAAAAUCGACGUAUGAAUCAAAGCCAUUCCAAAGUCGAAAUUCUCAGGCGAGUCACGCGGAAAGAACGCCUAAGUUGUUCAAGUUUGAAAUUGAUUGAGACAGGGAAUGUUAUCUGAUCGAGCCUAACUCCUUGUAUAGACACUAACUCUGCUUCUCGUUUCCCUACAACGUCUGCAGUGGAAAUUUGGGGAAACGAAAAGCAUUUUAACUUAAGUAAUUGCAGUGUCGCAAACAAUUGGAGAAGUAAGCAUUGUACAUUAACUUCUUUAUGUGUUUCUUUCAUUCCAGGUCAGCAAGUCGAGAAUGGAUUUAAAGGCUGUCUACAGAACAUAAAUCUGAAUGGCGAAGACUUACCUAUGUCUGGAUCGACCAGUCAUGUGACUGCCCAACCAUUCAAGGCAGCGCCUGGUUGUCGAUUGUCAGGCGCCUGCCGUGUUAACACUUGCCCUCGCGACAGCACAUGUGUUGAGACAAUGACGUCAAAGAAGUGUGAGUGUCUUCCAGGUCACUCGGGCCAAGACUGCCAGCCUUUUGUCGGAUGUGAAGCCAAUCCUUGCAAAAAUGACGGCACUUGCUUUAAUGGCCAAGAACGUGGCUACCGUUGUGCAUGCAAAGAGGGGUACACAGGGACGCAGUGCCAUAUUUUCAUUGGUCAGUGCGUAAGCAGUCCUUGCAAGAACGGUGGCACAUGCUUUCCUAGCGGGAAAAACGACUUCACUUGCUCAUGCCCAAAGGGAGUCAGGGGAUUAACGUGUGAUCAAGACACCAGGCCCUGUGCGUCUAAUCCAUGCGCGUUUAAUACCAAUUGUACGAAUAUGGGCAACGAUUACCAGUGUGACUGUGCCCCUGGACUGUCUGGAAAGAACUGUGAGAAAGGUUACCGCUGUAGUCGCCAGCCAUGUAAGAACAGUGGCACCUGCCAAGUGCUGGAUGGCGGAAGAAACGUUUGUGCCUGUGUUCCUGGGUACACGGGCCCAGAUUGUUCCCAAGACGUGGAUGAGUGUGCUAGUUCACCUUGCCAAAACAGCGGUAUCUGUGUGAACACUCUUGGGAGUUUCACCUGUAACUGCUCCACCAGCACCCACGGGGGAAAGCUUUGCGAACAAGUCCUGGCCAGCGUUGAAGCCCGUCGCGGAUGGCCGUUGGGACAAACAGAAAUCAUCGGCAUCGCAGUUUUCCUUGCUGUCUUGCUACUAAUUGUUGUCCUCGUAGUAUUUAUCUUCCGAUGGCGAGCUAGGAGAAAACGCGAUCACUCUCUUCAAUCUGGAGCUGCCAAAACUACGGUUUUAAAAGUGUCACCACCGGUAGUGGGAUCAGAAGUGACGUCACCUGAACCUCCUACGCCUCCUCCGAGAGAAAUCCAUGGGUAUAACGUGGACGAUUUAGGAAUGCCUCCAGGCUAUGAUGCCGAGGAUUCAUGGCGCAGACGCGAAAGGACGCGGAAGGAAUUCGGUACUAUGAAAACACUGACCUCGCUUUCAGAUAAUAACUUGCCUGGCUACCACUGGGACUACACCGACAUUCCUGCUGACUUGGUCCCUGGAAGUCCUUUGUCCAAGGAACGUUCUGGAAGCUACGGAGGGGCAGAAUGCGUACCUAUAGCGCCGGAAGUCCCGCAAAGGCCAUCCAGUUUUAGAUCUUCACAGGGUUCUCUUGAUGUGCCUGAAGUCCCGAAAAGGCCACGGAAUUACAAGGUAUCUGAAUCAGAAGAUGGCUACCCGGACCCUGUUCCCCAUAUUCCAAAAAAGCCCAUGGAAUACAUCAAUCCCAAGGGUAAAUCAGCAUCUAGGUACUCCAUGGACUCCCGUUACUCUGAGUUCUCUGACGCCACCGACCUUGAUCCUGAUAUCUUCAAAGGCCGAUUUCCCCGACCCCCGAGGGAGCCGUAUCCCGAAAGUCUGGACCAACAUCCUGUAGGGGUAGGGUCGUACGCUCCUACUCUGACCACGCGUGGGUCUGAACUUGGCAGCAUAACGGACGGGAUGUACUCUGAGGACGAUCUCGAGCAGGUAUACCUCGGUAAUCGGAUGGAGGCCUGCGAUGAUUCACCUGAAAACUCUUAUCUUCACUCAGAGAACUGUUCUGAAGAUGAGGAUGACGAAGACGAAGGAAGGUUUGCGUGUGGGGCACCUGAUCCUGAAUUUCACAAGGCGUUGCAACGAGAGAUAAAGGAGAUGAUGGAUGAACUUGAAGAACUAAAGAUGGAGUCUGAACUCUGACACAGCAUAAUCCUUAAUAGUACCAUUCCUUACUCGAGCAGACAAAACACCUCCAAGACCCAAAAUCGCAUGUCCGUCGUGAUUUUCGGUAUUCUCGUGACUUGCAGAUCAAGUGUUACAAGGUAGUGUUCUGAAGGAUUUAAAGUUGAAUUUUAUCAUGAUCUUUCCGCUGUCUAGCUGCCAUAAAAUUCCGUCCAGUACCCGUUUUAAUAACCGGUCAAUUAACCAAUGAAAAUCAGAUGCAGUCAAUUAAUCGCAGCUCAAGGAAAAGUUGGUCUUUCCAAACCUGACCAAGAUCAUCUGAAACGCUUGUAACUAACUCUGCACGUUGUCACUAGUAAAGGUGUAUUUUCACUGCCUUGUAAUUUUUACGUGUGUGCGCACGUAAAAUUUACGAGCGUAAAGAAAAUAGAGACAAUGUAUUGAGGUUCUCGGGUAAACGUAAAAGGUGAACGUCACUCAACUUUCACGUUUACACGUGGCCUUUCAUACAUUGCCUUUAUUUCAUUUACGCGCCUAAACUUUACGUGCGCUCGCACGGAAUAAUUACGCGACAGUGGAAAUCAGCCCUAAGGAAGAGGUUUCUUAUAAGUUUUAAUCAGCAUUAAGAGUUUACCGACUGGAGGCUUUAACAGUCUGAGAAAUCAUCCUAUGACGUACAAAGUAGCUUUGAGAACUUCAGAAUUUUAGAAAGUAGUUAUCUUCUUUAUGGCUUACAUGCAACAAACAAAAUCAUCAAAUUUUAAAGCAAAGGAUUAGACCGUUUAUUUCAGUUUGAAAAAGAAGAGCCUUUUCAGGCGUUAAAAAAUUUUGAAAGGUUCACGAUUAUAAAAGAAAAUAUAUUUUUAGAUUUUUGUACUCGUCUUUUGAGUGAAUUUUAAUAUUUCUCGAUCGUUAAAAUCAUAUUUAAAAUUAUCACGACGUGUACAGCCGGAGCAAGGACUGGACUGAGAAACGUUUUACCAUGUUAUUUAUCAAAAUACAAAUUAGAAAUUUGUAGGUACAAAGUUUUAUGCGUACGUAUGGUGUGCGCUUUAAAGAAUCUAAGGCACACGGAUAACCUGCGAACACGUGUUCCUUCCCUUUUAUAUCACCGAAAAAAGAACGCCUGAUCGCAGAUUGGCAAAUUGGAUGUAGCCUCCCACCCAUGCGUUCUUUUGGCUUGCCACGCAACAGUCCUCCUUAUCAAAUUUUAGGAACGCCUUUCGUGGGAGACUAAACGCAAAUAAAUGUUGUCUUUAGUGACUUUUGAACUCCAUAAUUUUCAGUCCGAUUCGUUUACUGCAGUCUGUCCCUGCGUUUUCCUAGAAACGUUUCAUAUAGAUGUAAUUUAUUUUUAAUGCGCUUUUUAAACAUAUAAACGACAUUUGACUGAGAAGUCAACUAAGUAUCUUUCAUAAAGAAAUUUGUACUCUGUUAAUAUUUUAAGUUUAGUAAUAAAAAAU
Porites lobata is the source of this 51253-nucleotide messenger RNA. NCBI's taxonomy places the organism in Eukaryota, Metazoa, Cnidaria, Anthozoa, Scleractinia, Poritidae. The record is from the annotation of a GenBank genome assembly.